Molecule: messenger RNA, 49015 nt
Organism: Coregonus sp. 'balchen'
Lineage: Eukaryota; Metazoa; Chordata; Actinopteri; Salmoniformes; Salmonidae
Source: the annotation of a GenBank genome assembly
AUGCGUCGAAACGAUACCGUUCCCACCACACGCAAGGUGCAGGGAGGGAUCUUCUUCGUAAGUGAACUUAUUUUUUAUCUCUGAAAUCAUCCAACACUUUAGGUGACUGUAGCUUAACCACCUUUCCAUCCACAGUUUUUAUGCGAGGAAAGUCAUAUCUUAUUAAAAUAAAUCACCAAAUUAUGACACAAUUUUAUAAAUGCAUACAGAUAAUUUGUUCGUUCGACAUGAUGGAAUCUUUUUGUGUCGGUAAAAUUAAUUACGCGAGAAAUGGCGGUGGAAACGCCUUUAUGCUCAAAUAUUGAUAUAAUAACCAUCAUAUCGAGGUAUACUUGGAGUCAUGCGAUGACAUUGUGUGGUCCUCCGACUACGACUCGGGAAACCAUGCAGUUUAUUAGGCUACAGAUGAAAUAAUUUGUGAUGAACUUCACAGGGUGGUGAAAGCGCACGGUAUGAGCUUGCUUUCUAGUAAAUGUCGAGGGUCAUAUUCUGGGGGCAUGAUAAUCAAUGCUUGACUGCCGUUUGACAAAUAAAUAUAUUAUCGCUCUUAUCCAUAAUAAUCUCAUCAUGUAGACCAGGGGUUCCCAAACGUUUUCACUUGGGGCCCCCCUUCUAGCAUUGGGGAACAUCCCGUAUAUUUUUUCCCCUCAUCAAUCUACACACAAUACCCCAUAAUGACAAAGCGAAAACAGUUUUUUAUAGAUUUUUGCAAAUUCAUUAAAAAUAAAAAACAUAAAUACCUUAUUUACAUAAGGAUUCAGACCCUUUGCUAUGAGACUCGAAAUUGAGCUCAGGUGCAUCCUGUUUCUAUAGAUCAUCCUUGAGAUGUUCUACAACUUGGAGUCCACCUGUGGUAAAUUCUACUGAUUGGACAUGAUUCGGAAAGGCACACACCUGUCUAUAUAAGAUUCCACAGUUGACAGUGCAUGUCAGAGCAAAAACCAAGCCAUGAGGUUGAACGAAUUGUCCGUAGAGCGCCGAGACAGGAUUGUGUCAAGGCACAGAUCUGGGGAAGGAUACCGAAACAUUUCUGCAGCAUUGAAGGUCCCCAAGAACAUAGUGGCCUCUAUCAUUCUUAAAUGGAAGUAGUUUGGAUGGGAAGUGUCACGGCACAGCUAUUUUCAGGUCUCUCCAAAGACCACCAAGACUUCCUAGAGCUGGCCGCCCGGCCAAACUAAGCAAUCGGGGGAGAAUGCCCUUGGUCAGGGAGGUGACCAAGAACCCAAUGGUCACCCUGACAAAGCUCCAGAGUUUUAGCAACAUUUAUUUAACCCGCUUUUGCUUUGUCAUUAUGGGGUAUUGUGUGUAGAAUGAGGAUAUAUAUAUAUAUUUUUUAAGAAUAAGGCUGUAACCUAACAAAAUGUGGAAGAAGUCAAGGGGUCUGAAUAAUUUCCGAAGGCACUACCGGUCAAAAGUUUUAGAACACCUACUCAUUCAAGGGUUUUUAUUUUUUACAUUGUAGAAUAGUAGUGAAGACAUCAAAACUAUGAAAUAACACACAAUCAUGUAGUAACCAAAUAAGUGUUAAAUCAAAAUAUAUUUGAGAUUCUUCAAAUAGCCACCCUUUGCCUUGAUGACAGCUUUGCACACUCUUGGCACUCUCAACCAGCUUCACCUGGAAGGCUUUUCCAACAGUCUUGAAGGAGUUCCCACAUAUGCUGAGCACUUGUUGGCUACUAUUCCUUCACUCUGCCGUCCGACUCAUCCCAAACCAUCUCAAUUUGGUUGCAGUCGGGGGAUUGUGGAGGCCAGGUCAUCUGAUGCAGCACUCCAGUUCUCUCCUUCUUGGUAAAAUAGCCCUUACACAGCCUGGAGUUGUGUUGAAAAACAUGAUUGUCCAACUAAGCCCAAACCAGAUGGGAUGGCAUAUCACUGCAGAAUGCAGUGGUAGCCAUGCUGGUUAAGUGUGCCUUGAAUUCUAAACAAAUCACAGACAGUGUCACCAGCAAAGCACCCCCACACCAUUUUACAUUUUAGUCAUUUAGCAGACGCUCUUAUCCAGAGCGACUUACAGUUAGUGCAUACAUAAUUUUUUUUCAUACCCCCUGUGGGAAUCGAACCCACAACCCUGGCGUUGCAAACGCCAUGCUCUAUCAACUGAGCUAUAUCCCUGCCGGCCAUUCCCUCCCCUACCCUGGACGACGCUGGGCCAAUUGCGCGCCGCCGGCUAUGACAGAGCCUGGAUAACACCACCUCCUCAAUGCUUGACGGUGGGAAAUACACGUGUAGAUCAUCCGUUCACCCACAACGCAUCUCACAAAGACAGUGUUACAAACCCUGUGGCUUUAAAAGUCUGGGGUGGAUGGAAAAGAGACCCGUAACAUAACUCAUGCAAAUUAGAAUAUUGACACGGAACAGUGAGAACAAAAUACACCGACAACCAUAAGCUACCGUCAAAUACAUUUUUUAAAAUUAUAAAACACACGGUAAAGGUUUGGGGAAAAGGGGCUGAGCUGGACCCAAGGAAUAAAACAAUAAUGUAAAAAAAGAAUAAACUGAUCUUGCCUGCCUCAAGAACCGCUAAGCUUACUACUAACUACACAGAAAUACAGUGGGGUGGUCCGCUCAGGUCUAACUAGUGUUUUUAGACAAAGUUUUCCUACGGGUAAUGUAUGGCCAAGGGCGACUUGCUAAAAAAUCCCCUUUUCCCAGGAACAAACAAACAACAUAGUUACCAUAUGGAGUAAACAGCAAAUGAGUGAGUACACAAAAAACAAGACACCACAGUAGCCAUACUCACAAACAAAAAGAGUCUCUGUCAGAAAACACAACUGACUGGCUUUUAAAACCAGGGGAUUUGAUAUGGUAAUGUAAAACCAGAAACAGGUGGUGCAAUACGGAGGAAUUUCCACUGAUUGGUCCACCUCAGCAAUCAGCAGACGAACGGAUGUCGGACAAGUGGGACACACCAACGACCACCAAUCAGGAAAACAAGGGACACCUGUGAUUAGGGCAGAAGGAGAAGAAAAACAAAUAUACAUACAGGAUACCUGUAUCCGUAACACACAGCGUUUGGAACCAAAAAUCUUAAAUUUCCAGCGGUCUAAUGUCCAUUGCUCGUGUUUCUUGGCCAAAGCAAGUCUCUUCUUCUUAUUGGUGUCCUUUAGUAGUGGUUUCUUUGCAGCAAUUUGACCACGAAGGCCUGAUUCACACAGUCUCCUCUAAACAGUUGAUGUUGAGAUGUGUCUGUUACUUGAACUUUGUGAAACCUUUAUUUGGGCUGCAAUUUCUGAGGCUGGUAACUCUAAUGAACUUAACCUCUGCAGCAGAGGUAACUCUGGGUCUUCCAUUCCUGUGUCUUUAUGGUUUUUGCGACUGCCCUUGAAGAAACUUUCAAAGUUCUUGAAAUGUUCUGUACUGACUGACCUUCAUAUCUUAAAGUAAUGAUGGACUGUUGUUUCUCUUUGCUUAUUUGAGCUGUUCUUGCCAUAAUAUGGACUUGGUCUUUUACCAAAUAGGGCUAUCUUCCCUAUCUUGUCACAACACAACUGAUUGGCUCAAACACAUUAAGAAGGAAAGAAACUCCACAAAUUAACUUUUAAGAAGGCACACCUGUUAAUUGAAAUGCAUUCCAGGUGACUACCUCACGAAGCUGGUUGAGAGAAUGCAAAGAGUGUUCAAAGCUGUCAUCAAGGCAAAGGGUGGCUAUUUGAACAAUCUAAAAUAUAAUAGAUAUUUAGAUUUGUUUAACACUUUUUUGGUUGCUAAAUGAUUCCAUAUGUGUUAUUUCAUAGUUUUGAUGUCUUCACUAUUAUUCUACAAUGUAGAAAAUAGUAAAAAUAAAGAAAAACACUUGAAUGAGUAGGUGUAUAUAUACAGUGGGGAGAACAAGUAUUUUAUACACUGCUGAUUUUGCAGGUUUUCUUACUUACAAAGCAUGUAGAGGUCUGUAAUUUUUAUCAUAGGUACACUUCAACUGUGAGAGACGGAAUCUAAAACAAAAAUCCAGAAAAUCACAUUGUAUGAUUUUUAAGUAAUUAAUUUGCAUUUCAUUGCAUGACAAAAGUAUUUGAUACAUCAGAAAAGCAUAACUUAAUAUUUGGUACAGAAACCUUUGUUUGCAAUUACAGAGAUCAUACGUUUCCUGUAGGUCUUGACCAGGUUUGCACACACUGCAGCAGGGAUUUUGGCCCACUCCUCCAUACAGACCUUCUCCAGAUCCUUCAGGUUUCGGGGCUGUCGCUGGGCAAUACGGACUUUCAGCUCCCUCCAAAGAUUUGCUAUUGGGUUCAGGUCUGGAGACUGGCUAGGCCACUCCAGGACCUUGAGAUGCUUCUUACGGAGCCACUCCUUAGUAGCCCUGGCUGUGUGUUUCGGGUUGUUGUCAUGCUGGAAGACCCAGCCACGACCCAUCUUCAAUGCUCUUACUGAGGGAAGGAGGUUGUUGGCCAAGAUCUCGCGAUACAUGGCCCCAUCCAUCCUCCCCUCAAUACGGUGCAGUCGUCCUGUCCCCUUUGCAGAAAAGCAUCCCCAAAGAAUGAUGUUUCCACCUCCAUGCUUCACGGUUGGGAUGAUGUUCUUGGGGUUGUACUCAUCCUUCUUCUUCCUCCAAACACAGCGAGUGGAGUUUAGACCAAAAAGCUAUAUUUUUGUCUCAUCAAACCACAUGACCUUCUCCCAUUCCUCCUCUGGAUCAUCCAGAUGGUCAUUGUCAAACUUCAGAUGGGCCUGGACAUGCGCUGGCUUGAGCAGGGGGACCUCGCGUGCGCUGCAUGAUUUUAAUUCAUGACGGCGUAGUGUGUUACUAAUGGUUUUCUUUGAGACUGUGGUCCCAGCUCUCUUCAGGUCAUUGACCAGGUCCUGCCGUGUAGUUCUGGGCUGAUCCCUCACCUUCCUCAUGAUCAUUGAUGCCCCACGAGGUGAGAUCUUGCAUGGAGCCCCAGACCGAGGGUGAUUGACCGUCAUCUUGAACUUCUUCCAUUUUCUAAUAAUUGCGCCAACAGUUGUUGCCUUCUCACCAAGCUGCUUGCCUAUUGUCCUGUAGCCCAUCCCAGCCUUGUGCAGGUCUACAAUUUUAUCCCUGAUGUCCUUACACAGCUCUCUGGUCUUGGCCAUUGUGGAGAGGUUGGAGUCUGUUUGAUUGAGUGUGUGGACAGGUGUCUUUUAUACAGGUAACGAGUUCAAACAGGUGCAGUUAAUACAGGUAAUGAGUGGAGAACAGGAGGGCUUCUUAAAGAAAAACUAACAGGUCUGUGAAAGCCGGAGUUCUUACUGGUUGGUAGGUGAUCAAAUACUUAUGUCAUGCAAUAAAAUGCUAAUUAAUUACUUAAAAAUCAUACAAUGUGAUUUUCUGGAUUUUUGUUUUAGAUUCCGUCUCUCACGGUUGAAGUGUACCUAUGAUAAAAAUUACAGACGUCUACAUGCUUUGUAAGUAGGAAAACCUGCAAAAUUGGCAGUGUAUCAAAUACUUGUUCUCCCCACUGUAUAUAUAUAUUUUUUAAAUAGGGGGGACCCACUGAUGUAGACUAACCUACCAGCAGAGAGCUGUUGCAUCUGUGAGCUGUUGGCUAGAGCGCACAUGCCAAGACCAGAGUAGGCACAUUUGCUAUUUAACGCAACAGUUUGUGACAAAACUAUCGGUAGAGAGUUGAAAAUGCGAUGGAAACACAUUGAGCAUUAUAUUUUUAUAUGGUACAUGAAAACUUUAAAAUGCACUAUGCAGAAAUCGCUCCACCAUUUCCUGGUUGCUAAAAUUCUAAUAGUUCCCCUAAUUUAAGUUUGUGACAAAACAAGCAAAUAUAGUGUAGAUAAUCAUUGUACCAUGGUCCUCUGUAGCUCAGCUGGUAGAGCACGGCGCUUGUAACGCCAAGGUAGUGGGUUCGAUCCCCGGGACCACCCAUACACAAAAAUGUAUGCACGCAUGACUGUAAGUCGCUUUGGAUAAAAGCGUCUGCUAAAUGGCAUAUUAUAUAUUAUUAUUAUCUAAACCGCUGUGAAAUAAUUUUUUCAUAACCAAAAUUAUUGUGUUUUCAGCUGUUUGAAGCCGAAACCAAACCGAAAGUAAAAUCAAAAACGAAACUUAACAAGAAACAUAGAAACAAUGCACAUAUUACAGAUCUACCGCUUCUUAUACUUGCUUUCAAUGAGAAUGACAGAUCUAUAAUGAACAUUUCUUUGUGAAUUUGGUCUGGUUGCCCAAAAAGUUACAUGUUGCAGCUUUAAUUGAAAAAGUACUUUGUUUGCACUAUUUCAUCACACACUGAUGUUUAUCAGUGUGGUGUCCGAACAACGAUGCUGCGAUGAUGUGUUGAUAAGAAAUCUGCUGACACUGUACUUUGAUUAUAAAGGUUUAUUAUAUCAAAGAUUUCAGCAUCAAUUUACAGACUCUGCAGAAUCUAGAAAGCAACGAAACCAAUCCCAAAUAUGAUCACUCUCCCCCUCCUUCGCCAAACCAUGGUAUAUAAAUCCCAUGCUUCAUGCAACACAAGGUGGCGUGAUUUGAAUAGACCAAUCCCUGGCCUCCACAUAGCCCAAUGUCCUCUGUUUUAGGGGGCCCCUAUAAUAACACUUUCCAGAUGUUUCAGCAAAGUAGAGUAAAGUUCAUCUAACCCACAAUAUGAAAACCUCAGAAACUACAUAUUUCCCCCCUUCGAGACUAAUUAAGUCUCGAAAACAAAAAUAAUAGGAUUAUGACAAAUAACAAUUUUUAUUACAUCAGGCUUCUUGUGUAACUUUAGCAAUAAAACAAAGUUUAUGGAGUGUGAACAAAUUGUUAUGGAGUGUAAGAGCGAAAAACCUGUCUGGCAGCUUUCUUUCCAAAUAUCCAUCAAUCAAUCAAGACAGGAAAAUUUUCUCACGGCCCCUCUGCCCCAUGCGACCACCUAAGUACUCCAGAUCAAUUUAUAAAUCUUUAUCAAUGCAUUUUAAGCUAUGGUGCAAUCGAAUACACGUGAAAGCCUCAGAAAACAAAAUAAAAUAAAAUAAAUGUCCACAUUCAGGCUGGUCGACCCAUCGGACCCUCCCGUGGAUUCUCUCUGUCCCUGCCUAGACCCAAUAUCCCUAAGCGUCAAAGAAAAACGAAAAACAUCUGAGGUCCCCACAUGUACCCAACAACAGAAAACAUAAUAAAAUAAAAAAACUAAUACAGAAAGAAUAUGACACAAAUUAUGUAUUACACAUGCAAAUAUGUAUAUAUAUCAGUGCAGACACUGGAAUGUAGUCCACUAUACUGCAGCUCCUCAGCAGUGUCGACUUUCAAUGCAACGUCGAUGAUGGAAUCUGAACAUUUCCACACCGUCCUUGUUCAGCUUCCUCCAGUCCAUUCAUAUUGUCCAUGUUUGAGUAUUUGAAUCCCACUCUACACAUUCCCCAUAUGCUUCUGGAAGAAAAGAAAACACCAACCAGUAUCUUUUGCAAAGCAACACAUGAAAAUUAAACAUCAAUAAUAAUAUAUAUAAAUGAUAUAUAAAAAUGAAUCACAUUCCAUUUCCCCCCUUUGAUUCAUAAGAAAACACUAAAUAUCACAACAAUAUGCAAAGAAAUGUGAAAUUUAUCGCACAAUCAGAUAUUCAAACUGGAUAUCUAUCCAUCAAUACUCCAUCCAGUACCACUUGUUCAUCUCCAUCUAGAUCAGUCACGGUUAACAACGGCAUCUGAGUGUUGUCUCCAGGCAUCACAACUCCAACCCAUCUCAAUAUCAUAGCCUUCGCAAAAGUCAAUAACAAAGACUUUCCUAGAGUUACUUCAACCCUAGUUUUCGUAACGUUUUGGUCUGACUUUUUUCCGAACUGGUCUGGGGCUACUUUGUCUAACCGAAUCACCGGCUUCUCCUGUAACAGAGUUGCCCUUGGUGAUCUCUGCGGUUUCACAUUCCACUGAAAUAUGCCCUGUUGUUUCUGGGACGUAUUGAAAAUCAAUGUCCCCAAAUCUCCUUUCCUGUCCAUCCAUUGCAGAGUCGUGUCUGGCAUCAUCAGAAAUGUACACAUGAUCAUCAACGUUGUCCACAGCAUGGACAAUCUCUCCUUCUGGGUUUUGACUCUGGAUAUUGUCAUGCAUCUCUCCUUCUGUCUGUUCUUCCCUAUCUUCAUCCUGCUCUCUUGAGCCUUCAACAUCUUGGCUCUCUGCGCGUGGCACCUCUUCUCUAGGCGCUUUAACACAAUGUAACAAAUGAUACCACGUUGGAGACCCUUUAACCUGGACAGCCGUUCCAGUACUACGAACAACUUCAAAUGGUCCCUCACGGCGUUCGUUAUACCACUUCCUUCUAAAUACCUUCACGAACACCUUGUCCCCAGGUUGCACUGUACUCCUUUUUUGCUCAUCGAGCUUCUCCUGCACCUCUUCUUUUCUUUGCCUGUCAGAAACAUAUGUGGAUAGCUUUUUAUGACAAUGUAACAUACGCUCUCAUUUCAUCUUCCAAAAGAGCCAAACUUGGACCCUUUCCGUUUGUUCGCAAACAAGGCGUAGGCAUUCUUCUUCCUGUGACCAGUUCAUGGGGUGUCAUACGUAGAUCACGCAACUCACUUGAGCGACACACCAUUAAUGCUAAAGGGAGCGCCGCUAUCCAGUUUAGACCCGUAUGCUGGCAAAUCUUGACAAUGCGAUUUUUCAAAACACCAUUCAUUUUUUCACAAAUCCCUUGACUUUGUGGGUGAUAAACUGCUCCUAGACGUUGCUUAAUUCCCUAUUUUUUCUAAAUCAAUUUCACUGAUUUAUCCACAAAUUCUUUCCCAUUAUCUGAGGAUAUUCGAUCGGGAAGUCCCCACCUGCUUAUGACUUCUUUACACAAGAACUUGGCAACCGACUGAGCGUCUUUUCGCUUGGUUGGACAGGGCUCCGGCCAUCGUGAAAAUCUAUCCACAACCACCAGCAUGUAUCUUUUCCCUUCAACUGGUUUUAUCAUAUCAACAAAGUCGAUAACCAACUCACGCAUAGGACCUCUCGGUGUUGGAAUGUGACCAGGAAGAACAGUCACACCCCUGCAAACAUUAUUUUUCUGACAGAUUGUGCACCUGCCUAUGACAUAGUCAACCUGUUCAAGCAAAUAUGGUGCCCAAAAACCAUAGUCCUUUGUGAUCUUUCUCCUAACCUCCCCCCUUGCAACAUGAGCUAACCCAUGUGCUUCCUGAAUCAUCAGACCUAAUAGGUCUAGAGGCGCUACUAUCAACCCCUCAUGGUUUCUCCAAAGACCCGCAGCAUCUUUGACGGCACCUCGGUCUAGCCAUAACUGUUUGUCAAUCAUAGAAGCAGCUUCCUGCAUCAAAAUAACAUCCUUAAGCGUAAUUUUGUCUUCCAAGUCCACUCCAUGAGUGACCAGAAAAACCUUGCCCAAUUUGUCCGCUCCUGUGAUGGCUUUUGCAGCUUCAUCAGCAGCUUUGUUCCCUUGUGUGACUUUUGACACAUCUGUUUUAUGAGCUGCACACUUAGCUAUCGCUAUCUCUUUAGGCUUCAUCAUAGCAUGCAACAGUUUCAUUAUUUGCGCGUGAUGUUGUAUCGGAGAACCAUCUGUUUUCUUAAACCCUCGACCUUUCCACACUGCUCCAAACAAAUGACAUACACUAUGUGCAUAUGCAGAAUCAGUAUAUAUCGUCACUCGCUUUCCUUCUGCUAACAAACACGCUUCUGUUAGCCCCACAAGUUCAGCAAGUUGUGCGGACGCAGGCUGUGGUAUUACUUCAGCCUUUUCAACAACAAAUCCAGUUCCUUGGGCUUUAACUACUGCAUAGCCAGCACACAAUUUAUCUCCCACACGAUAACAAGACCCAUCAGUCCAAUACUCCAGGUCUGCCUCACGUAAUGGAAGGACUUGCAAAUCUGAUCUAAGCCUCGAGUAUUUCUCUGCUUCUUGAACACAAUCAUGUGGCUCACCAUCCUCUGAAGUUGGCAAAUUCUCGGCUGGAUUCACCGUAUCACACCUCACUAGGGUGACAUCUUCCUGCUCUAAGAGCCUAUGAUAGUCUCUGAGCCUAGGCAUAGCCAAUGUAUAUUUUCCAUAGUUCAGAAGAUUUCUGAGACUAUGAUGGGUAAUAAUUGUUACUGGGUAACCCAUCGUAACAGAUGAUGCUUUGUCAUACAUUAAAUAUACUCCCACCAUUGCUCUGUAGCACAAUGGUAGCCCUAGUUCUACUUCUGAAUAGGCAGUAGAGUAGUAGGAAAUAGGUUGAGGAUUCGUCCCUGUACCUGUCGGCUGACAAAGAACUGCACAUGCAUAUUUACCUCCAGUAGAAGUAGACACAUAUAGCAAUAAAUUCUUAGAGUAGUCUGGUAGUGUGAGUGCUGGUGCCUCUUGUAACCUCUGUUUGAUCGUUUCAAAUGCUACAAGGCCUUCCUGUGUCCAGGAAAGAUUGCUAUGGAGUUGACCAUUCCCAGUAUCUUUAACCAUAGCUCUCAAAGGUCCCGUCAAACUAGCAUAGCCCUCAACCCAGGCUGAAGAAUAACCAGCAAUACCAAGAAAUGUCAUCAUCUCUCUGACAGUUCUAGGUGUCGCAUCAGGAGGAAUUUGGGCUAACAAGGUACGCGGGUCUGGCACUUCUGCUGGAAAAUCAGUUACUACUUCAUUCACUGCUCUCAAAUCAUGAACCAUACGAUAAGUCUCAUCGGGUUUCUUCACAGGCAACAAAGGCGUGUUACUCUGAGGAUUUUUUAUUGUCUUCAAAACACCUGCUUUCGAAAGUCCUUCAAUUUGUGGUUCGAUCCCUUGGAUUGCUUCAUCUUUGAAUGGAUACUGAUUCUUCCAAGGAGGUCUGGCUGCACUGCAAAUAGAUUCAUGUGUCAUCCGUACAGCUUGUGGCUGUCCUUGUCCUUGAGCCGAAAUCAUGAUUUUGAGAAAUCGCUGAUCUUCAGUCCUCCAAAUCGCCAAAUUCUCUUUAAUCGGUACAAAAACAGCUUCCUCUGCUUCUGUCAUCAUUUCUCCUAUAUGCUUCUGCUCAUAGUCUUCAGAAACCAACAAGGUCACAUGUGGCACACUCUUCUCAAUCUCAAAUUCUUCAUCCAGAUAAUCAUCUGUGUUUAUCUUCAUAGCUGCUCCUUGUGGUCCUAAAAUUAUGCAACAUGAGCUGAGUUUAACUUUCUUUGGUUGAUGACUCAACCAUUCCUCUGAGUUCGAUUAGGCAGCAUUCUUGAAAUACUUGAGCGUACAAUGAAAUGGAUAUUCCGGAAGCCUCGCAUCUGGCAUGUUUGCCACAAUGAAUUUCUCCCAUAUCUUAGCCGGCUUCAAAAAAUCUGCACUGAGAUUUCCAAUCCAAAAUACUGAAGAAGAGUCAAUCUCUGUCGUCAUCAACAAUUGGUAAACCGUUUCUUUUGUCACUUCUACCAGACAGCCGUCUGGCGUACAUUUUAUUGUACAAUUCAAUCUACACAAUGCAUCUCUUCCCAACAAUGCAAUAGGUGUAUGUUCCGAUACCAGUAUGGGUAAUUUAGUUUUCAGAUUUUUAUAGCAGAGCUCAAUUGGUUCCGUAAGAGGAAUCAGCUGUUUCACUCCCUCAAACCCGAUUGUCCGAAUCAGUUGAUUGGACAUGGGGAGAUGUGUAGCAUCUUCAGGCUGAACACAGGUGAAAGCAGCUCCGCUAUCCGCCAUCACUUCCAAUGGUCGGUUGUUUACUUUCACCUCAAUUGUUGGAUCUUUUUCCGGUCCUGAUGCUACCAGCUGACACCCCCCUUUCGGAUCUUCUGGGCACCUCUAGAAUCCUGGCUCUGGGCCCCUAUAAGGGUUCACCGGUCCUCCAAAUGAUCUUGACUGGCCCCUGUAUCUUCCUCUGAAAUUUCCUCUGGUGUUUCCUCCUGGCCCAUUACACUCACGGGCAAAGUGUCCAACCUGUCCACAAUUAUAACACACUUCUGAAGAUUGCUGGAAGUAUGGAUUAAAUCUUCCUCCUCUUCCUCUUCCUAAACCUUCUCGUCCUCUUCCUCUCCAAUUCUGUGUCUGUCCGGAAACUGGCUGUGGAUAUGAAACAACUGGUACCACUAGUGGUGGCUGGGACAAUUGCGGUUGGACCUGGUUUGGUUGAAGCUGUGGCAGUGAUUGUUGAUUUGGUGAACACUGAUUCUGCAUAACCAAAGCCUGUUUCUUCUCCGUCUUCUUAUUCUCUACCAGUUGUAUUUGAUUUAGUUUUCUGAGAGUUUCUUGGUCCUGUUCUUUCUGGUUGUGUUCCUUUUUCCUGUAUAGAUCCACUUGAUGGGCUAUAUGAUCUGUAUAGAUACCCUUUGCCAUGCUUCCAAGUCCAACCACCUCUGCCAGUUUGCUCCUUACUGGUGAGGGCAGCCCCAUCUGCAGUUUAGCUCGCAAAAUUGACUGCUCCAUUUGACUCACAUCUGGAUCAUUUCCGGUAAUAUUUCUCCACACUUGAUGAGCUCUUGACACAUAGGCUCUCGGAUUUUCUUGUUGUCCUAGUGGGUCAAUCAGUAUGUUGUCAGGAUGCACAUUUGCUGGAAACGUAUCUUUCAGUGCUCUCCACAGCCGAUUUCUACUUGCAGCUAACAACUCAGGAUCAUUCACCGCAGUCCCCACAUAUCGAUUAAGUCCAGCUCUCUGAAAAAUUUCUUCCAUACCUGGAAUCCCAAGGAGAUUAGCCAAAAGUCUCUUAAUGUCUCCUAUGGCAGACUGUGUUCCCACCGUAAUUUCUUCCAACUUUGAAAUCCAAGGAUGUGCUCCAUCUUGAAGAGUAGGCAGCUUCUCAAGUAUAUCUGACAUAUCGGUAUUCUGCAAAGGCUUAUACUCAAGGUUCUGUCCUCGGAUUAUCACUGGCAUCAUCUUCUUACUUGUGCUCCCUUUUCUUGGGCGCAAUGUAUACAUCCUCUCCAAUUUUUGGGAUUCUUUUUUCAGCAGUUUUUCCUUCUGUAUCUUCAGCUUCUCGAGUUGUUCUUCCAAUUCUCUUACUUCUUCUAAAUUAUUUCGACUUAUCCAAGCAUGAUAUGUAUCGAUCCAUAUCUCUUUCUAUUUCUUCUGUGCUAGUCAUUGUAUGAUAAAAUCCUCUUGAACAUGAAGCACCUUUAAUCUCAAAAUCUUCAUCGCUGUCUCCAUCUUCACUUUCAUCAGAGGUCGGGUCUCUUGUAUCCUUCUUCUUCCAACUUCCAUCACCCCUUCUUUCCGCUCUGGCCAACCUCCAUCUGAUCACAGGGUCAUAUCCACCCAUGAUCUCUUCUGAAUCACUCUGAUCAUCAUCAUCAUCUUCAAAUUCCAUCCUCCUGAACCUCACUCUACCCUUAGUUUCCAGACGUGUCAUUUUCUUCUUACUUUUGGAGUUUGGAUUCAUCUUUAUGGUCGUUUCUGCUUGUCCUCUCUCUAUUAUUCGUUCAUCUUCAUCUCUGAUGCAAUAAUCACCCUCCUGAAUGAUCACUGGAAGCUGAGGAUAGACGUCCUUAAACUCUACUUCUUCCUCGUAAGGUGGGGGUCUUUUUGCUGAAUCCGUAUGUGAGAAAGGUGUAUUGACUUCUGCCAUUAGUUUUUCUGUUACCUUCGCCUCUUUUGUCAUUUUCUCUAUACCUCUGUCUCUUUUAUCUUUUGUAUCUUUUAUCAGUUUUUGUCCCUCAUUUUCAAACAACUUAAGAACACCCAGCUCUCUUUGACUCUUUUCUUUACGUUGUUCCCCUUUUUUCUGCUUCUUUUGAUCUGCCUUAUACGUGGACACAAGCACUUGCAUUAUUUUAAUUACGUCUGGGUUAAGAGUCCCUUCCACUGGCCAUGGUUGUUCAAUGUCAGGCCAACGUUUAUGCCAUUUUCCAGAUAACCUUGCAAUACCAUUAACUAGAGGGUUACUCUUUUGUACUACAUCAACAGGAGUAAUUACUUUCGUAGUUUUGAUGUCCUUUUUCCGCAUUGUAACAACUCUUUUAUAUUCCUUUAUUGUGAAUUAUUUUAUUAUUAUUAUUAUUAUUAUUAUUAUUUUACACUAAUUAAUUUGUAAACCCAAAAAUACUUUAAGCUAUGUAGCUUAUCUUUCCCUCCUAUUUUUUAAAAAUAUUUUUAUUUUAUUUUUAUUCUACCAAAUUAUUAAUUAGUGGCAAUCUUACCACAUCCGAUAAAGAAAAGUAAAGGAAACUAGUCAACUUCAGAGCAAUCAAAAAAGAAAGACUUGUAAUCCAGCAACACUACAGCGCCCACAAACCAAUUGCUUAAUAAGCACCCAAUCACCUUAAUUUUACAGAAUAAUCUCAGUGCUGGAUUUCCAACACAACUCUAAUCAAAACAACCCAUGCACAAGCAAAACUCCAAUGUGUAAUUCUCCAUUACAUCAAUUGAUCAGUCUGUUGCCAAGUCCCUGUUAUUCCCAGAUGGCAUGAACACGGCAUUUGUUAAGAGUUUGUGGAUAGAACAGUACUGGCCUUAAUUGGACUGGAUCCGGGUCAGCACAUGCUGUCGCGUGACGCACUGGUCAGCACCUCCUCUCUCUCUGUCUCCUCCUUCUCGUCUCUCACACCACAGGAGAACAAAAGAAACAGACAACAAUUUAGUAUUUUAUGUACUCACUGGGUUAUUUCAACCAUACAAUACGUCAACAUAGCUCUCAUUUAUAAAUUCAAUCGAUCUCAAUCAAAUAGUUUCAUAGUCAAGCAACAGCCGCUUAACAAACAUAAUACUUUAUUUGUGUGUACUCAAGUCUCCCCCUCCUUCUCUUUGCAUCUAUAAGUCUGCGUGUCACAGCAGCUCAGUGCAGGCAGGGGAGUGGCAUAUUCAUUCUGUGUAACUGUAAACUCCUAGAACUCCACACAUGCGCAGGUCAUUUAUUAGUGUGACUUCAGAGUGAGAUGAGUGCUCCCGCAAGCAAUUUUUCUCCAAGUCAAACAGCAGACAGACCAGCUGUCUCUCCGUUCUUUCCAACAAACCACAUUUACCACACAGACAACGGUAACACUGAACAAAACACACAAACAAACACAAAACAUAGAACACAAAUCCUACAUCGAAGUUUCUUAACUUUCCUAUAGUCUAUUUUCUCUCUCCUCUUUCUUCACCCAUUCUACUACAAUCUGCAGACCUAUACCCAUUUUCUUAUCCAUUACAAAUCCUCUCUAUACAAUCAUAAUGUCCUCCCGGGGGCUCAUAGACUUUAACAAAUUUGAAAUCGUUCUCUCAAAUGGAGACUGAUAAGGUUUUAACCGUAAUUAACAGAUUUCCUUACAAAAAACUAAAAUCUCUGUUCUCAACCAAAACAUAUAUAUGUAUAUAUAUCUAACAUAAAAUCUUAUCAUAGCAUGAGUCGAGCAUAUAAACCUCUGCACAAUCCACACAGCUGAAACACAGCAGAGACAUCUUUCUUUGCGCACACUCUCUUUCUCUCACACACACAUGAAAACUUCCCUAAAGCAUGCUUCCGCCGCUCCUUUUCCUUUAUUUUCUUCUCUUCCUAAAUUUUUGCUACCUUGAGUUGCAGAUAUUCAAUGAGAGGCUACAUCGGACAUAUAGCUCGUCAACUAUAUAUCGAAAGGUAACAUACAAUUGAAUUUCUAUUCUACAAUCUCCCAGUUCCUUGGAACGGACCCGAGAAUUCACCUAGUGACUUUCCAAGAUUUGCGGCCCAUCUAAUGAUCGCCUCAUUUGAGGGCUUCCGUAGAUCAGCGGCGUCCUAAACGUUAUUCCUGUUUUCCUUAUUUUAUUCCUUUAUUUUAUUCCUUUUUCCCUUUAAUUUUAUUCAAGCCAAAUUUCCCUGGGUCCAGUGUUAUCAAUUCCUUUUUUUUCCUUUGAUCCUUUAUUAUAUUCACACUCCCCCCUGUUUGCGUUGUUUCCAACGCAAACAAAAUGCAGAAAUUUAGAACGGAAUCUCAUCACACAGCAAUCACAGCAUGGCACACACAGGUUCUUCACGGUGCAUUCCCUCAACGCACACACAGCCACACGAACUGACCAGCGCCCAAAGUUGUGAGAAAGCUCACCUUAUCUGCCGGCCUCUGGAGCGGGAGUCAGCUCGGAGCCCAUGAUGGAACGUUGAAACAGACGCAACUCGCCCCAAAAUCCUCGUCGGCAAUUUCUGUGGUGUCCGAACAACGAUGCUGCGAUGAUGUGUUGACACUGUACUUUGAUUAUAAAGGUUUAUUAUAUAAAAGAUUUCAGCAUCAAUUUACAGACUCUGCAGAAUCUGGAGAGCAACGAAACCAAUCCCAAAUAUGAUCACUCUCCCCCUCCUUCACCAAACCAUGGUACAGUGGGGAAAAAAAGUAUUUAGUCAGAAACCAAUUGUGCAAGUUCUCCCACUUAAAAAGAUGAGAGAGGCCUGUAAUUUUCAUCAUAGGUACACGCCAACUAUGACAGACAAAUUGAGAAAAAAAAAUCCAGAAAAUCACAUUGUAGGAUUUUUAAUGAAUUUAUUUGCAAAUUAUGGUGGAAAAUAAGUAUUUGGUCACCUACAAACAAGCAAGAUUUCUGGCUCUCACAGACCUGUAACUUCUUCUUUAAGAGGCUCCUCUGUCCUCCACUCGUUACCUGUAUUAAUGGCACUUGUUUGAACUUGUUAUCAGUAUAAAAGACACCUGUCCACAACCUCAAACAGUCACACUCCAAACUCCACUAUGGCCAAGACCAAAGAGCUGUCAAAGGACACCAGAAACAAAAUUGUAGACCUGCACCAGGCUGGGAAGACUGAAUCUGCAAUAGGUAAGGAGCUUGGUUUGAAGAAAUCAACUGUGGGAGCAAUUAUUAGGAAAUGGAAGACAUACAAGACCACUGAUAAUCUCCCUCGAUCUGGGGUUCCACGCAAGAUCUCACCCCGUGGGGUCAAAUUGAUCACAAGAACGGUGAGCAAAAAUCCCAGAACCACACGGGGGGACCUAGUGAAUGACCUGCAGAGAGCUGGGACCAAAGUAACAAAGCCUACCAUCAGUAACACACUACGCCGCCAGGGACUCAAAUCCUGCAGUGCAAGACGUGUCCCCCUGCUUAAGCCAGUACAUGUCCAGGCCCGUCUGAAGUUUGCUAGAGUGCAUUUGGAUGAUCCAGAAGAGGAUUGGGAGAAUGUCAUAUGGUCAGAUGAAACCAAAAUAGAACUUUUUGGUAAAAACUCAACUCGUCGUGUUUGGAGGACAAAGAAUGCUGAGUUGCAUCCAAAGAACACCAUACCUACUGUGAAGCAUGGGGGUGGAAACAUCAUGCUUUGGGGCUGUUUUUCUGCAAAGGGACCAGGACGACUGAUCCGUGUAAAGGAAAGAAUGAAUGGGGCCAUGUAUCGUGAGAUUUUGAGUGAAAACCUCCUUCCAUCAGCAAGGGCAAUGAAGAUGAAACGUGGCUGGGUCUUUCAGCAUGACAAUGAUCCCAAACACACCGCCCGGGCAACGAAGGAGUGGCUUCGUAAGAAGCAUUUCAAGGUCCUGGAGUGGCCUAGCCAGUCUCCAGAUCUCAACCCCAUAGAAAAUCUUUGGAGGGAGUUGAAAGUCCGUGUUGCCCAGCGACAGCCCCAAAACAUCACUGCUCUAGAGGAGAUCUGCAUGGAGGAAUGGGCCAAAAUACCAGCAACAGUGUGUGAAAACCUUGUGAAGACUUACAGAAAACGUUUGACCUGUGUCAUUGCCAACAAAGGGUAUAUAACAAAGUAUUGACAAAACUUUUGUUAUUGACCAAAUACUUAUUUUCCACCAUAAUUUGCAAAUAAAUUCUUUAAAAAUCCUAUAAUGUGAUUUUCUGGAUUUUUUUUUCUCAUUUUAUCUUUCAUAGUUGACGUGUACCUAUGAUGAAAAUUACAUGCCUCUCUCAUCUUUUUAAGUGGGAGAACUUGCACAAUUGGUGGCUGACUAAAUACUUUUUUGCCCCACUGUAUAUAUAUCCCAUGCUUCAUGCAACACAAGGUGGCGUGAUUUGAAUAGACCAAUCCCUGGCCUCCACAUAGCCCAAUGUCCUCUGUUUUAGGGGGCCCCUAUAAUAACACUUUCCAGAUGUUUCAGCAAAGUAGAGUAAAGUUCAUCUAACCCACAAUAUGAAAACCUCAGAUACUACAAUCAGCAACAAGUCAGUAUGGUGGAAACUGUCUGCAUAUUUUCUUUAUGCGGAUUUUAGAAUAUUUGCUAGCUAGGUUUCCAUCCAAUUGGCGACAGAUUUUCAUGCGAAUAUUCUAAAAGUGUUUCCAUCGGAUUGUUGCGGAUAAAAGGCUGUGCGUGAUGACGGAAUGCAUAUAAAAAUAACCUAUGCGGUUAAAAUCCCAUUUACCGAAUAAAAAAAUACUAAAUAAAUGGGUUUCAAUCGCAUUUUCAACUCUACUUAUUGUUUUGUCACUAAACAUUUUGCGUUAUAUAGCGAAUGGGCCUACUCUGGUUUUGGUACGUGCGCUCUAGCCAACAGCUCGCAGAUACAGUGCGGGUAGGCUACCUGCAGACUAUUAUGGACAAAAGAGAGAGAUAAUUUUUUAUUUAUCAAACGUCAGCCAAGCAAUGAUCGUCAUGUCACCAGUAUAAGACACUCAAUAUUUAUUGGAACGGAGCAUCGCCAUGCACUUCCACUUCCCUGUGAUGUUCAUCAUAAUUUACUGCGUUUAAUCUGUAGCCUAAUAAACUGCAUGCUUUCCGGAGCCGUAGUGGGAGGACCACACAAAAUAACAUUGUGUGACUCCCAAAUUGACUUCGAUAUGAUGGAUAUAAUAUCAAUAUUUGAGCAUAAAGGCGUUUCCAUCGCCAUUUCUUGCAUUAUUAAUUUUACCAACACAAAAAGAUCCCACCUCAUAUUUUAUUUAUGCAGAUUUGGAUGGAAACCUAGCACUCUUGAUUAUAUGACAGGUUAUCUUAGGUUAAAGUUACCACUGGGCUCUGUCUGUCUUCAGGACUGAGUUUUAUAAUAGAUACCUGUACAGUAGGCUAUCUAUCUGAAGAUUCAAUAAUGGCAGUAUACUGUACCUUUUUACUAUUUAGGUAGGCCUAUGCUUACAGAUUUGCCAUAGACAAUUAUAAAAAUAUAUAUAUAUAAAAAAACAAGGCACAUAAAUGUUAAACUGAUACCAUUCCAACACAUCCAUACAACUGAUUCAAAUAAACUAAAUGGAGAUAGAAAAUCAAGAACCAUUUAAAGAUGCACUAUGCAAAAAUAGCUCCGCCAUUUCUUGGUUGCUAAAAUUCUAAUAGUUUGCCUAAUUUCAGUUUAUGUGACAAAAUAAGCAAGUAUAGUGUAGAGAAUCAUUAUACCAUCUAAACCGCUGUGAAAUAUCUUUUGCAUAACCAAAAAUAUUUCUGCUGUUUGAAGCUGGUGUACAAAUCCGAAAGUAAAAGACGCAAAAAACAAAAACAACACUUAAGAACGGGAAGCAUAGAAAUAGCGUGCAUAGAACAGAUCUACCGCUUCUUAGACUUGCUUUCAGUGAGAAUGACAGAUCUAUAACACACAUUUUUAUGUGAAUUUGGUCGGGUCGCCUAAAAAGUUCCAUAUUGCAGCUUUAAAUGUGGUAUUGUACUCUGGUUUGAACCCUAUACAGGUACUCAAGGGGUUAACAAGUGGCAGCCAAUCUGGAAUGUAGCUCUGCUUCAUUUGUUAUCAAUCUGGCUGGGGGAAGGUAGUCAUGUCAAACUGUCACCUCAGCUCUUAUCACACAGCUCUAUCACUGUGACUAGUCUGAAACCAGUGGGGCGCGACCGACCAGCAUUUUAUAGUGGGACCUACCCAUGUAAUGAGUCUGUUAAUGUGCUCUUCAAGGCUGUUUUCUGUUAGCCUGGUCCCAGAUCUGUUUGUGCUUUUGCCUACUCCAUUGUCAUUGUCAAGCCAAAUCACUCUGUAAAAAGUUGCUAGGUCACGUCACAUUUCUCCAACUUAAUACAUACUGCAAUUUCAACCACAAAGCUUAUUCACUUUGAUUUUAAACAUCAAAAUACAAGUGCUUGCCUAGCUAACAUCUAAAUGUUUGAUUUUGUUGUUAACAUUUUUAUUCUAAAUUGAGGUUCCAGAUGUUGUCUUGGAAUUAUUCAAUGUUAUGUUCAGCAACCAAUCAGUGACCUUGCACAAAAUUCGGCUGCAUAUUGAAAUGUUGAGAUUCACAGAAAGGCCAGACUGUUUUGCAUGUCAAUUCCAUAAGGAGUUGGCAAGAGAGUAAAAACAGACUGGAAACCAGGCUAGUUUUCUGCAGUUAUGUUUACAAUAAAAUAGCUCUCUCCAACCCACCGCCCUAGCCUUAGCCAGUGGUUGAGAUAGGCCUACAUGAUAUGCAAAUACAGUAGGUUCUAUCCUCGUAAAAAUAGUUGGUUCAAUCACUGAGGUAGAGCAUUUCCUUUGCUGUGAAAUAUGAUCCAAUCGAAACUGAGCAAGCCAAUUGACAAAGAGAACAAAUGUGAUUAGACUGCCAAGUACUUUUCCUUCCCCUAAUUCCAAGUAUGUCCCUUCUUAGUUUAUCCUCACAGAUUCCAUGUUGCUCACAGAUACCUUUAAAUCAGCUGCUGUACAGUAUUUCACUUUGACACUGUCCACCACAGCUAUAAAACAAGUAGAACUAUGGACACCAGUAUACCUUCUGUCUAACUCUGGCGCCACAGUACCCUGUCCCUGUCUGGGGGCCACUUAACCUACUUACACUCCAACUCCAUCAUCACUACCAAGGAGUUACUGUCUCAGACUGUAGUGGACUGAUCCACCGGGCUUCUGGGUGAUUCUACACAAGGAUGGUCCCAAAAUAUUUUUGCCAUCUCAGAUUGUUCUGGCAAUUCUCACAUACAAACUUAAUUGUGAGGAAGGAUGUUUGAUAUGCUUUUUACAUUUAUAUCACAAACCAUUUCUGAGAAAAUCAUGAUGAACGUGGCCAUUUUAGGCCCUUUUUAGACCUAUACAUGCAUCCUGUAAGACCCUAUGAUCCGUGAACCGUACAUGAUACAGACACAACAUCAUGUCAUUAUACUCCUUAUAGUGUGCUCUAAAAUAUGGAGUAUUCCUAAAAGUACCCUUUUUGAUUUUGACAUUUUUUGGAACCAUAUACUUUUGAAGAUGUGAACCAUUUUAUUCAUAGAAAUUGACAUUAUAGGUCAUUAACCAAUCACAUUCAGCAAAUCACCAGCAGUUCCCUUUGAAUCCAUUUUCCCAUUCACGAUGUUGGUGGUGCUCAUAAAAUGUAUCAUAACUUCAAAAGUAGCAGAGUACCCACUCUGGAAAUGUGAUGUACUUGUAGAGUAUAUUGUUUAAAACAAUAUGUCCAGAAAAUUUACAAAAUCAAAAAGGUUACUUUUGAGAUAUUAAUAUUUGUAAUGUUUAAUACAUUUGUGAAUUUUUUUAUUUCAGAAUCUAGACAUACUAAAUAUUUUAGAGCACACUAUAAGGAGUAUAAUGACAAGAUGUUGUCUGUAUCAUGUACGGUUCACGGAUCAUAGGGUCUUACAGGAGGCAUGUAUAGGUCUAAAAAGUGCCUAAAAUUGCCACUUUCAUCAUGAUUUCGCCCCCCCCCCCAAAAUGUUGAUACAAAUUUAAAAAGCAUAUCAAACAUACUUCCUCCCAAUUAAGUUUAUAUGUGAGAAUUGCCAGAACAAUCUGAGAUACCCAAAAUAUUUUUGGGCCUUUCUGGCGUGGAAUCGCCCUUCUUACUUGUGUGUUGGAGUAUUUGUGUGUGUUGUAUUGUGUGAUCAGGUAUUAAGCAUUGUGUCCCCUCAUUCAACAGCCUAAGCCUCAGAAUGCCAUCACCAUUGCGGUGUCAUCGCGGGUCCUCUUCAACAUGGAUAAGGAGCAGCAGAUCUACGAACAGAAAGGCAUGGAGGACUACCUCAAGUACCAGAUAGAGCACGAGAUGGAGCCCUUCGUCCCCGGCCCUGCUUUUCCUUUCGUUAAGGUCAGGGAAAUAAAGACACAAAGACAUACAAACAGACAGAAAUACACCCAGAGCUUUGACAUUGCCGAUCAUGUUCGUCAAUGUGCAUGAUGUAUGGUGAAUGUUGAGAGAUUCUGUUUGACGUGACCCCAGGCUCUGGAGGCAGUGAAUACUCGGCUGAGGGAGCUGUACCCUGAGAGUGAGGAGCUCUUUGACGUUGUGCUCAUGACCAACAGCCACGCACACGUCGGUCUCCGACUCAUAAACACAAUCAACCACCAUCGUGAGUGCCUAAUCACACACACAGACACACAUGCAUAAACACGUGCACACAUGUGCACAACCUGGCCAUUGUGCUGUGAAUGAGGACAUCUUUCAUUCAAAUUCAGUGUGAUGCCCUGAUAUUAGGUUGGGCUUAAGGGUACCAGGAGAUGAGGGCUGGUCUGAUGCACUGAUGAUGAAGUUUGAGUUCAUUUAUUCUUGCUCACAGAUAAAACUGAAGAAGUGCAGAACUGACAUUACUAAUAAUUGCAAAACACUAAUUUAAAAUACAUAAUACGUGACAUAAAUAGAAUACAGAACACUUGAAACAUCACAGACAUUUUUCAUGAUGGAAAUUUAAAUGUUAAAAUGUGAUUGUAAAAAAAAGAAUCUUUGGGAAAACCAUUGAAGAACUAGAGUCUGACAGCAGUGGGUAGAGUGGCGUUUCGCAGGCGGUUCGUACGGGCAGUUAUAUAGUGUAACCAACUUCACAUAUCCCCCCAGAAGAAAGGCACACGGACACCCACACUUCAGGUUGACUCGGUUUUUAUCUGCAGUAAAAUUUAUCAAACAGUGAUGACAGGCAUUGACAGGACGGUCACAGCCACACGUUCACUGCUCUCAGAAUAUCUCUCUCAGACUGAAUCCACAAAGUGAUCGUAUAGUAUACAUGCGUUGUGUUUAGAAAAUAACAAAAAUACAGAAAAGCAUACCUGCAGUAAAAGAUAUCAAACAGUGAUGACAGGCAUUGACAGGACGGUCACAGCCACACGUUCACUGGUUAGGUAGUGUAGCUCCUCCAGUGAUUGCUGCUUAUCACACAGAGGUGCUAAACAUCCUUCUUCUUUGUAAGUAUGCACUUAAACACGAUAACAGUGGAAAAAUAAUUCGCUUUUUGCGGUAAAGUUUCCUCGGUGCGUCGCUAAAGGCGCUUGGGUGACAACACUCGGGCGGAACCAAUAAUUAGUUCCGUCUUGCUGUAAACGUACAAUUCAGAACAAAUUAAAUAAUAAAAAGUGCAAAUACAUUAAAUAAAAAGUGCUAAUACAUGAAAUAAACUGGCGACAGAGGCAGUUACACUCCCACCAAAUCACAAGUGAUUUCUUAAAACUUGGAGACAAACCUACUGCAUUAAUAAAUUAAAUGAAACUCUGUCCUAAUAAACAACUAAUAAACUGUGUGUGAGUGUAUGAUAGAACCAUCAGUCUGCUUCUAGCAAUGUAACUGUUGUCACGAUCGUCUAGUAGCGAAGUAGACCAAGGCGCAGCGUGUGAAAGAAACAUGACCUUAUUAUAUUAAAGUACUGAACAAAACAAAACACGAUCGUGAAGUCCACAGUAACACUGACUGAACACGGAACAAAAACCCACAACCCCAAGGUGAAAACAGACAGUAUAAAUAUGGCUCCCAAUCAGAGAUAACGAGCCAACAGCUGACACUCGUUACCUCUGAUUGGGAGUCACUCAUUCAAACAAAGAAAUACAACCACAUAGAACAACCCAACCAAACAGAACACCACGAAACGAACACACCCUGGCUCAACAUACAAAGUCCCGGAGCCAGAGCGUGACAGUACCCCCCCCUAAAGGCGCGGACUGCGACCGCGCCUCAAAACCCCAAAACAGGGGAGGGCUGGGUGGGUAUUUCUCCUCGGAGGCGGCUCCGGCUCCGGGCUUGACCACCACCCUUCCACAAUCCCCCCGUAGCGCCCCCGGUCCGGUCUGACCCCGCUGGCUGGAUCUGGACCGGACAUAGACGGAGCGGAUUGCUCAAACUCCGUAGUGGAGUAGCUGACCUGAUCAGGCACCGGACUGACGACGCGCACCCCUGGCUUGGCGCGUGAGGCAGGCACGGACCGGACCUGGCUGACGAUACGCACCCUUGGCUUGGUGCGUGGAGCCGGAACGGACCUCACCAGGCUGACGACUCGCAUCCUUGGCUUGGUGCGAGUAGCAGGAAUGAGCUGGACCAGGCCGACGACGCACCCCGUAGGCUUGGUGCGUGGAGCAGGAACAGGCCGGGCUGGGCUGGCGAUGCACACCGUAGGCUUAGUGCGUGGAGCAGGAACAGGCCGGGCAGGGCUGGCGACGCACACCGUAGGUUUGGUGCGUGGAGCAGGAACAGGCCGGGCAGGGCUGGCGACGCACACCGUAGGUUUGGUGCGUGGAGCAGGGACAGGCCGGGCCAGGCUGACGACGCACCGCGUAGGCUUGGUGCGUGGAGCAGGAACAGGCCGGGCUGGGCUGGCGACGCACACCGUAGGUUUGGUGCGUGGAGCAGGGACAGGCCGGGCCGGGCUGACGACGCACCCCGUAGGUUUGGUGCGUGGAGCAGGGACAGGCCGGGCCGGGCUGACGACGCACCCCGUAGGCUUGGUGCGUGGAGCAGGGACAGGCCGAACAGGGCUGGCAACGCACACCGUAGGCUUCGUGCGUGGAGCAGGAACAGGCCGGGCAGGGCUGUCGACGCACACCGUAGACUUGGUGCGUGGAGCAGGAACAGGCCGGGCAGGGCUGUCGACGCACACCGUAGACUUGGUGCGUGGAGCAGGAACAGGCCGGGCAGGACUGUCGACGCACACCGUAGACUUGGUGCGUGGAGCAGGAACAGGCCGGGCAGGGCUGUCGACGCACACCGUAGACUUGGUGCGAGGAGCAGGAACGGGCCGGGCAGGGCUGGCGACGCACACCGUAGGUUUGAUGCGUGGAGCAGGGACAGGCCGGACCGUACUGGGAACACACACCACUGGCUUUAAACGGGGAUCAGGAACGGGCCGGACCGGACUGGCAAUACCCCUCAGUCCCUCUCGCCGUGCCUCUACGACUUCCUUCCCUCCUCUCGCCAAUGGCUCCCGUAACCCGGUGGCCUUCUCUCCUCUUCUCCUAUUUCGCCCUGUGGCAGCCUCCUGCUGCCCAGUCGCCCAUGCCGUGUGCCCCCCCCUAAAAAAUUAUUGGGGAUGCCUCUCGUCCGUCCGACGAUGGCACUGCUGACGCCGCUGCUCCUCUCUCGCCAGGGCCUUGAUCCUACCCCAAGGUCCCUUGCCCCCGAGCAUGUCCUCCCAGGACCACACUUUGCCCACCUGGGCCAUCGCCAGCCUCUCCAUCUCCUUUCCUGGCGCUUCCUCCCAUGACCAGGCUGCCUGCUCCUGGACACGCUGCUUGGUCUUUGUAUGGUGGGUUUUUCUGUCACGAUCGUCUAGUAGCGAAGUAGACCAAGGCGCAGCGUGUGAAAGAAACAUGACCUUAUUAUAUUAAAGUACUGAACAAAACAAAACACGAUCGUGAAGUCCACAGUAACACUGACUGAACACGGAACAAAAACCCACAACCCCAAGGUGAAAACAGACAGUAUAAAUAUGGCUCCCAAUCAGAGACAACGAGCCAACAGCUGACACUCGUUACCUCUGAUUGGGAGUCACUCAUUCAAACAAAGAAAUACAACCACAUAGAACAACCCAACCAAACAGAACACCACGAAACGAACACACCCUGGCUCAACAUACAAAGUCCCGGAGCCAGAGCGUGACAACUGUUUUCUGAAUGGGUCUCUCCAGGUAAACAGGUUUGGCUGUACGCUUUCCUCUUCCAUCCAGGGAGGAGUCACUGAUGAGUAACUUGAGUCUCCUCACUCUUUCAUCACUUCCAGGAUACACCUCGAUGACUCUUGCUAGCUUCCAUUGGUUUCGUGGUGUGGCAGCAUCUUGUAACAGAACAAUGUCACCGACCUUCGCAUUUCUGCGAUCUUUGGUCCACUUCUGUCUGUGUUGGAGAUUCAGGAGAUACUCUUUUUUCCAUCGUACCCAAAAGUUGUUGGUUAAGAGUUGAACUCUGCGCCAUCUUUUGCGGAGGUAGAGAUCCUCUUUGACAAACUUUCCAGGAGGAGGGAGAAUGAUUGUGGAUUUCAUGGUCAAGAUGUGGUUUGGUGUCAAGGGCUCUGGACUGGGAGAAUCGUUCAGAUGAUCAGUGGUUAGAGGUCUGCUAUUCACAACCGCCAUAACCUCAUAUAGAAAUGUUCGUAGGGAAGAGGAGUCAAGUUGUCUGGACGACUGUUCUAGAAUGGACGCCAGGACGCUUCUGAUAGUGCGGAUUUGUCUUUCCCAGACUCCACCCAUAUGACUUGAGGCAGGGGUGUUCAUGAUGAACUCGCAGCCCAAAUCUUUGAGCUCUUCUUGAUCCAUCUCUUUCAGUGCUUCAAUGAACUCACGCCUUGCUCCGACAAAGUUUGUCCCUUGAUCACACCUUAUCUGCCUUACUGAUCCACGAAUGGCGAUGAAUGAACGCAGAGCAUUGAUAAAGGCAUCUGAGGUCAAGUCAUCAAGUGCUUCAAUGUGAACUCCCCUUGAACACAUGCAGGUGAGCAACAGCCCAUAACGCUUUAGCUCCUUUCUUCCUUCCUUAAUGUAAAAUGGUCCGAAGCAGUCCAUUCCACAGUAAGUGAAUGGAGCAGUUGUUUCCAUCCGCUCUUCUGGAAGGUCUGCCAUCCUUUGUUGCCCUGUGCAUCUUCGGAACCUUCUGCAACUUGUGCACUUGUGAAUAUGGGAUGAAACAAGCUUGCUGCAACCCAGGAUCCAUAUGCCAUUGGAUCGGAGUUCAUUUAUAGUCAUUCCUCGACCUUGAUGGUACACUCUCUCAUGAUAGUGCUUGACGAGCAAUGCAGAAACAUGACUGUCUCUAGGAAGUACUGCUGGAUGCCUCACAUGUGGAUGUAGGGCAGCAUUAGCUAAGCGGCCUCCUACUCUGAUUACACCUUGAUCAUCCAGGAACGGACAUAGUUUGUGCAACUGGUUGGCUUUGUCUUUGACCUUUGUCUCCUUAUGAUGUCUAAGGCGUUGAAUUUCUUGAGAGAGAGUUGCUUCCUGGACCAUCUUGAUUAUGGUCAGCUCCGCCUCUUUCCUUUCCUCCAAGUUCGAGGCCUCACAGGACUUUGGCUUGAGACCUUUGAUUUCCUUAGCACGGCGCUUGAGUCUGGCAACAGCCUUCACCAUUCUUGCCCAGUCUGAGAACUUGUGUAGACGAUCUAAAAUUGUUUUUGCUUCUUCUGCCUGAGUGUCAUGAACCUGAGCUUUCUUGACCUCUGGGUCACUGCUCUCGAUCUCUCCCACCAUGACAACUCCAGUUGGUAGCUCUUUUUGCCAAAGAAGGUCUGGACCUGUGAACCAGUUAGAAGCUGUGAGUUGUUCUGCUGUGACACCCCUUGAGGCGUGGUCAGCUGGGUUGUCUUCUGAAGCUACAUAUCUCCAUUGUCUGGCCUCUGUACUUAGGUGCACUUCGUUUGGGAGAUUUGGAAGAACUGAUGUCACUUGCUUCACAAUGACUUGAUGGCUUAUUCCAAAGGCAUCUCCAAAGUCAAGACAUGGGUUGCCAUAGCCGACUACACUCCAACCCAAGUCUGUUCUCUGAGCAAAGGGCUCAUUUUCUUCUCCAGCAACCACUUGUCUUGGUACAAGAGCUUGAGGACAGUUGUAGCCAAUUAGUAGGCCGAUGUCACAGCUCUGCAGAGGAGCAAUUUCAUUGAAUUGGCAGUCUCUGGUGUGGGAAUAUGAUCUCUGUUUGCAGGGAUGAAUUCUCUUGAGUAAGUAACUGGCAGGUAGAUUAUCUUAUCGGAGUAGAAUCCUCUUAUUUGUAGAUCAGUCAGCCUUCUGCUAGGCACCACUGUAUUUCUUGAAGCCAUUGUGGAGAGCUUUAACUGGACUGGUUCAUUUUUAGUGUGAAGCAUCUUUGCUGUCUCUUCAAGGAUGAAGGUCGUGUCACUCUGUGUAUCGAGAAGAGCAUACACAAGGACUUCAUGAUUUGGCUUACUUGUAGUGGACAACCACACAGGAAUGACUGAGGAUGUAUGGGUGCCUUUAACAUUCUGGAUAACUCUGUUAGAUGUUACCUCGCGUGGUGGUUUUGUCACCCUCUCUUGUGAACGAUCUGUCGUUCCUUCUUUUGACUUGUCACUCUCCAUUUCUCCAUCAGUCCUUGUUGACAUUCCUCUUUCUUUGCUGCGAUUAUCGUGUAGGCAGGUUGGAUGUCCUUUCUCACAAGUAUCACAGAUCCUUCUAUUUUCACACUCCUUUGAGCGAUGGCCAGGCUUCAGACAGCCAAAGCACAACUUCAUCCCUUGAACAAACUUGACUCGCUCAGAGAUGGUUUUAUUCAUAAAUUUCCAACACUUGUGUAGACUGUGACCUGACUUCUCACAAAAAACACAGCUUGUGGAGGAAGCUUUUUCAUCUGAGUUAGUUGCUAGUACCUUUGCUCCGAGAGCUCUGUUCUUUAAAACCUUGAUCUGCUCACCUUCAGCAGGUUUCAGAGCAUGGAGAGAUGUUAUUGGGUUAUUAGCAAUCUUAGCUUCACGUGUGAGAAACUUUACAAACUGCUGGAAGCUUGGGAAUGUUUGACUUUCUUCCUCCACUUCUAUGACCUUUCUGUUCCAUCUCGAGGUCAGCCAGUCUGGAAGCUUUGCAAGUAACUUCUGGUUCUCAUUGCAGUCAUUAAGUACUUCGAGGCCUCUGAUCUGAGUCAUAGCAGCCUCACAGCUCCGAAGAAAAUCAGCAAACUCUUGAAGUUCGAUACUGCCUUUGGAGCUUAUCUUGGGCCAUGCCUCCAGCUUAUCUCUGAAUGCUUUGGCUAUGAGGAAUGGAUUUCCAUAUCUUUCCUCGAGAAUCCUCCAUGCUGCGUGAUAGGCUGACUCUGAACCAAGCAGGAAGUAGCUCUCUAUAGCCUUUUUAGCAGGUCCACCCACAUACUUUCGCAAGUAAUAUAUCUUUUCUUCGGCUGGAAUGUUUUUCCGAUCAAUGAGUGUCUGAAAUGAAACCUUCCAGUCAUUGAAUCUGAGUGGGUCGCCAUUGAAUAUUGUUGGUUCAGGUAUAGGAAGACGACCUGCACUGAUGGACUCUGCAAGUGCUCUAACAAGAGCUGCUGUGCUGUCAUCCUGCUUUGAAUGUGCCCGGUCUUGUGGUGAAGAAUGGUGCUGCAACAGAUUAUUUUCAUGUUUAACUUCUUCCUUUUCCUUCAUACAGACACUUUGAUGGAGUAGACUGCUUAUUUCUUUAUCUGAGCACUCACUCUGAUCAUACACUCGCUGACGUGCCUUAGCAGCCUUUAACUUUUUAACUGUCUCUAGUCGCUCCAGUUGUCUCCGCUUUGCAUCUAGCACCUUUUGUCUCUCUGCAGCUUCAGCUUCAAGCCUUUCCAAUUCCUCAAUGCAACACUCUUGUUCUAGUAGUACUUCUAGAGUAGCUUCAUUGGCAGCAACUUCAGCAGCGGCAUCUUGUCUGCUAACAGAAAUCCGACUUCAAUGUCUGGAGCUGCUUUGAGCAUGAGAGGACUUAGUGCAUUGGGAUUUGAUACUUAUCUUGUCUGAGGCUACAGACUUGAAUAUAGACGAUGUCGCCCUGUUGCCUCGUUGUUCAUCUCCUCCACCGUUAUCUGCUGUCUCCAAACGAUCUUUUGCAGUUUGGAUGAUCUUCCUGGUUACUGCAUCACAGGUGUCAAUUCUGCGACGUGUGUCAUGGUCAGGGUUGUCUAUGCGCCUUACCUCAUCAUAAGCAAUGUUCAGAUUCUCUGAGGCAGCACUUAUUUUGCUUAUGUGUUCAUGUAGCAGGUUGUUUGAGCAUUGUCCACUCAAAGCUUGCUUGGCGUCUUUAGCAAUAGCCUUCCACUCCUCAUAGCUCACAGUGAAACGGUGAGCAAAUCUUCUUAUUUGCUCAUUGUACAGUUCUUGGCCCUUUUCUGUUAACUUUCGGUCUCUUUGGCUUCUUCGUGGUUCUUGUGAGGAAGUGUGGUCAUUAGCUCUUGUGCCUUUAGUAGCCUGUGGUUGCAUGUCUAUGCACUGCUGCUCUAUACUUUCACCUACAUUAACCUGCUUUCUCCCAGAGGUAAGACUAGGCUCUGACAUUGUUACUUGGUGUACUGUGAUUCAGCUCCCAUUAGCUAUUCACAUUUAUACUAUUUUUACCACUAAUAUUAUUUUUUAGAACAUAUUCACAUCUACUUCACACAAAUCAAUAUCACGUUGUUCUAUGAAAUGCAAAAUUCAGUCUCUUGGUUGUAGCUUAGUUAACACUUAAACAUACACACAACUAUACCGUAUGAAUAUGAAGGCAAAAAUGUGUCAGUCUCUUGUGGGAAAUAGUUUAAGCUUCUUUGCAUCGGCUGGAUUCAUGGUAAGGCGCCUGGAUUCUUCUGUGGAUGCUGCGGCUGUGUAAAUGUCAGGAGCAGAUGCACACUCUUGGAUGUAGAGAUGUCCCUUCUUGUCACGGCUCUUUGGUACUGUCUUCCUCGUCUACUCAUGCAGAGCAGAUGAGUUCUCACUGUAGCUCCUCCAGUGACAGGCAUGAGGCAAGAGGUCUUGAUUUGAAUACAGGGCUUUAAUGCUGGUCAACCCUUGAGAACUCGUUUAAAGAAAGAAAAAAUACAUUAACAAAAUAAUGCCAUAUGCAUGUCUCACACAUCUGGCGUUAUAAUCAAGCUCAUACAGCUAGACACUUUAUGUAUAUUUUACACCAAAAAAUGAUGCACGUAAACACAAACACCCUCAUAGCAAAAUAAAUAGUCAACAAACCUCAUUGCUGCUUAUCACACAGAGGUGCUAAACAUCCUUUUAAAUGUCCUUUAUCUUCUUCUGUAUACUUUCUUUGUAAGUAUGCACUUAAACACGAUUAAAGUAAAGUUUCCUCGGUGCGUCGCUAAAGGCGCUUGGGUGACAACACUCGGGCGGAACCAAUAAUUAGUUCCGUCUUGCUGUAAACGUACAAUUCAGAACAAAUUAAAUAAUAAAAAGUGCUAAUACAUGAAAUAAACUGGCGACAGAGGCAGUUACAGGUAGGACACAAGAUAUAUUUUAGAUAGGAGCAACAGUAGUGAUGCAUUCCCUCAAUGUGAAGUAAUAUUAAUCCAUAAAUACAGAGCACAAGUACAACCAUUUUAUAUAAACCUUUUAAGGUAGUAAGAAAAUAAACAUUCACUUAAUUUCAAUAAGUCACCUGCUAGCAAAUCACCUGCUGGCAAUAGCUAGCGUGACGUUGUAGUGCAGUGACCAUCGGUGCUAGUUAGCUCAUCAUUAACAUGGCUAGCUAAGCCAGCAAAAACUUGGUUAACUUGCUGAAAUAGGUCUUCAAUACAUUAACGGCAAAAUAAAUAUAUACAUAGCCACAUUUGCUAUUGACUUUAGGAUAUAUGAACCAGUUUUCCAAAAACACUUGUUAUACAGUUUUAAACAGUUUUUUAUAUACAGAGGAAGGAGACACAAACCUGCUCUCAGAAUAUCUCUCUCAGACUGAGGAGCAGGCAGACCAACUUCCCAAAUAGGGGAGAAGCACUCAAAACCCACUAGUUUUUCUUUCAAAAGAAAAUAGUACAAAAAAUGGUAAGUCCGAAGACCUCUCGUAUUACCAACCUUACUACAAUGGCAGCAAAUAUUUUUAUGAAUUCAGUAACACAAAAUUAAAGGAAACUUUAUUUAUAUCACCCCUUUUCCUGAAGUGAAUGGUUUCACCCACUACUCUACCGCGAACUGCGCCGUUCUUUGACGUCUACAUUGCGCGCGAGGUUGAUGGAAACUCUACAUUUUCACUUUGUUACAAUAGCACAGUUCGUAUUUGUGUCUCAGGAGCCUGGUGGUGCAGUUACCUCUUUUUGGAGGGAGCAGGUUGUUCAGUGGAUGGUCAAGAGAGUGCAUGUCCUUCACCAGGUGCACUGCAGCCUGCUCUCGCCUGCUCUGCAGUGACGGGAGCUGUGGUUGGACUGCUCCACCUCUGGAGAUGAUCCUCAAGGCCCUCCUCUGCACCCUGUCUAGUUGGGCCUGCUGCUUUUUACUGCAUCCAACUAACAGCACUCCACCGUAUUCCAGACAAGACCAGACCAGUGUAGGGUAUACUCUGACCAGAUCUUCAGUGGGUAGGCCAUUUCUGGUAAGAACAGUCAAAAAGGGCAUGCGUUAUGAGAACUUCCUCACUGACUGCUCCACGUGUGUGUCACCACUGAGGUUAGAGUCUAGAUGAAAACCAAGAUACUUGGUUGUUGUUACCACUGGUACUUCCUGUACUCCUAGGAUUAGUGGUGCAGGUUGUGGAUGGUCUCUAGAAAAACAUAUCCGAAUUUCCACAGACUUUUUCCCAUUCAGGAGCAUGUUGUUGGAUGUGGCCCGCUCUUCCAGCUGCUUUGCCUUCAAGCCCAUGGAACUGUCCUCUUGGAUGCUGGUUAAUGGUAUGACUCGGAACAGCCCUACAUUAUCUGCAUACCCAGUGUCCAGAGUGUCACUGAAGACAACUUUUCGGGUGGACAUGUGACGGAGAAACAGAUAUGGUGAAACCCCGCCCCUUUGUGGCACACCAGAGGUGACCUCUGACCAAGGGCUAAAUGUGCCAUUUUCCAUCACCCUCUGCCUUCUUCCGGUGGUGUAGCUGUGGAGCCAGGCUAGUAACCUUGGACACAGUUCAAUGUCAGACAGAUGUUGCAGGAGCUUUGUGUGAUCUACUCGAUCAAAGGCUUUGGACAUAUCAGCAAGUAACACCUUCACCAUUGUUGGUUUUCUGGAGUCUGUAGCUGUCAGCCAGGAGUGUGUGGCUUUCACAAGGGCGGUAGUAGUGCAGAACUUUGGGAGAUAGGCAUACUGAUUCGUGCACUUUUUUUAUGAUGAAGCUCUCCUGGAUUUUUCCAAGGAAUGAAGUUAGAGAGAUGGGCCUCCAGUCACUCUUUGUACAUGGGUUGACACUUUAGGUAUGGGACACAUAUUGGCAAUCUUCCAGGCAACAGGGACAGUACCCUGCCAGUAGGAGGUGUUAACAAUGUGUGUGAUGACAGAUGCUAGAUCUUCUUCAUGCUCUUUUAGUAGCCAGGCUGGAAUGCCAUCAGGCCCACUCGCUUUACGUGGGCUGAGUCAGGUCAGAGCUUGCUUUAUCUGGCCAAUGCUGCACAGCUCAACCUGCCUUAUAGGCAUGGGCAAGGGGAAGAUGGCAAGAGGUGUGGUGCUUGCCCAUGCCUCAGCAAAUAAGCCAUUGAAAACAUCAGUCACAUCGUCGUCUUCAAUUUCCUCGACCCGUAUUCUCCCUCAAAUGUUGUUUUCUUUCGUCCCAGUCCUUUGUUAAUGAAGUCCCACCAUUCCUUUGGGUUUUUCUUCUUUAGGUCCUGGAUUUCAGUUUUGUAGUAGUUUGUCCUUGAUACGCAUUUGCACUGUGUUUCUGUAUUCUCUCCAUUUCAUUGUUUUCCCCCAUCUGUUGAAAAUCUGUCUUUUCCUGAUGGCAGCCUUUAUUUGUUCAGUCAUCCAGGGCUUGUCCAGUGUUGUUGUUUUCUUAUUGGCAUGCAUACAUCAAGUGCAGUUUGAAUGCAGGAGUUGAACAUCUACCCCUUUGCAUCGAUGAUCUCCACCUCAUAUAUGGCAGACCAGUCAGUACAUCGUGCCAAGGCCUCCUUUCUGUUCUGGGAUACCAGAUGUCCUUUUUUCCCGCUGCACCACGCUUCUCCCUCCUGAUGUUGUAUUUGGCAAGAACAGCAGACAUUUUUGAUCACUGGAGCCGAGAGGAGUGAUUCUUCAGAUUUGUAAUGAUCAGAUCUAGGAUGGAGUACCCUCUGGUCUUGUCUUUGACCACUUGUUUCAUAUCUGGAUAGGAGUUUGGCAAUAUCUUGAUCGACAGGUGAUUAAAGUCUCCACACAGGAUGAAACCCAUUUGGGGAGAGGACAUCCUGAUCACAUGGACAGUGUUUAUGAGAUAAUCCACAGUGUUCUGCUGAAGUGUUUUCUCAUUUGCCCAUGGUGGAUGGUAGAGUACUCACACUACCAGAGUUUAAACUGAGCUGGGGAGUCAUUUAGGACGAAGCUGAAGCCACACACACUCAAACUCCUCUUUCUCUAGGUCUUCUCUUUGCCUGCAUACUGUGAUUCACAUACAUAGCUACGCCCCCUCCUAUCAUCCCCUCUCUCGACCUGUCAUUUCUGAACAGCUCAUAGUCUUGUAUGAAAAGAGAUUCAUCUGGGAUAUUUUCGUGGGCCCAUGUUUCAGUGACACAUCCAAUGUCUGCAUUUACUGAUUGAAGACGCAGUUCAAAUGCAUCCACUUUGUUUAUCAAUGAUCUUGAAUUACAAACAAGCACAUUCGGAGUCUCUGGGGCAUUUUUUGGUGUAUUUGCGACAUCACAUAAUUCAGUUAGAAUUAUGAGCGUGAGCGAUUGUGUUUUCAAUGUAUUUUAGGUCUGUUACCUUCUAUUGUCAGUAUUUUCUUCCUUCUGCCCUUACCAGCUGUAGUCCCUCUCACCCGGCUUCUUGCACGCAUUAUCCCGAAGCACAAACGUUUGUCUGACUCGGAUAUGCGGUACUAGUGGAGGUGCAUGUUUUUUGUAAAUCCGUAGAAAAUGCGAUGAGUAUUCCAAAACGUUUGUACAAUCCAUUGUUAUCAGAGCCAUGGUUAAUCCGUUAAAAGAGCAGGAAAAGUAUGCAGUGCGACAAAAACACAACUAUAAAAUACAAACAUUUCAAACAUUGUAACGUUACUCUCGAGCUGAUGAUGGUGCUCUGGGUGCUCCACACAGCUAAUCAUUCCCAUUUCCACACAGCCUGUAUGACCCUGUGGCCCUCAGAACACAUGCCUGCUUAAAACCUCACCAAAAUAACUUCAGCUGUGUGGGUCCUUAUGUCCAAAUGCAUCAUCAUGAUGAUGUGGCUGGUGACAUUUCAAGGUUACUUUCUAAAUGUAAUCUCUUACAGUUACUAGUUACCUGUCCAAAAUUGUAAUCUGUAACGUAACUUUUGGAUUACCCAAACGUAUGGAUUUGGAUUACCCAAAUCUGAUUGCUUUCAGUGACUUUUAGAUUACUUUCCCUUUAAGAGGCGCAGAUUAGUAGCUGGCACAGCCACAAAAUCUGAUUUCAAAUCUAACCUUAACCCUAACCACACUGCUAACCCUAAUGCCUAACCCUAUCCUUAAAUUAAGAACAAAAAGCUAAUUUCUGUUUUCAUAAAUUUUUGCAAUAUAGCCAUUUUUGACUUUGCAGGCGGCCCAUCUAUCGGAAAUCGCACAGUUUUGCCUCAAGGACAAGACUCUUCCCAAUAAACAUCAACCUGCUUAAAAGGCAUUAGAAGAAGACAAAAAUGAAUAUUACCAAUUGAACAACAUCUAUUGCAGGAUAAAUCUAUGUUAGAGUUUACAUAGUUGGCCAUAAAUGGAUGUUGCAUUUUACUUCAUGGUUUGGUUAUGUAGGCUUCUUCUAAACCAUUGCUUUCUACUACAGAUAAUAAUACGAUUAGGCUAUAUCUUUAUAUUUAAAAAAGAGUCUGUCAGAUUUCCAGUCAUUCCAAUUAAUUGAAUACCCCCUGAUCUUCAAUAAUAGGACUUAGAAAUAUGGAAAUAUAGAUUAGCCAGAUUGUUUUAUCUGAGCAUAACCUCAAAACUAAAGACUAAUUAGCCUAAUCCGUUUUUAUUUUUUAUUUUUUUGUCUAGAAGGACUGAUUGGGGUCAUUGCUUCGAUUUGAAAAAAAAGUGCUGCUCUCGGAAUGGCAUGCUUUGAGCACUACCGGAAUGUGCUACUUGCAUGUGAAAAAUUAGAUGGUAAUGUUCUAUUAAGAAAAUAAAAGCCCCAUUCAUGGUCUUCUUAAAUUAUACUAGUUUUUGACCUUAUGGAGCACAAUACCACAGCGGGGUUUAGAAGGGAGAAACUCAAACUUUUAUUCCAUAGGCUGGGAUCCGCACUAUGCAGCUGUUGCAUGAGUGCAUUUUUCACUGACUGUCCACUGGCGCGUAUUAAUUUCUCCAAUUCUGUUGCAAAAUGUUUCUUAAACAGAAGCAAACGGAACAACUGGGAGGGACCUACUUGAAUUUGUCCAAUAGAAACUCUCGUUUUGCUCUGUUAGUUUCCGUUUGGUUCUUAAAAGGUAUACGGUUUCUGUAAUGAAUACACCCCAUGUCACAAAUACAAUGAUUGAUAGGCAGCUUAAACUUCUUCAAUUCAACCAUUAUUGGGUUAAAAUACACAUACAUUUGUGAACAGCCAUCCACAACAACCACAAUCUGUAAGGCACAAAUAUAUGAGAGGGCAGUAGUGUGAUUCACAUUAAUGCGCUAUGUAGCCUAGAUAUCAAUAAUAAGUUAAAUCCGUAUCGCCCGUAGCAGUGGCGAUUUUAGCUUGUAAAUCUUGGUGGGGCAAACUCACAAAUGUUUUGGGGAUGCAUGCCAGCAAAGCCACUACACAACACUAAACAAUAUAUAAAUUGCACUAUGACGGUGACAAAUGGUACCCACAAACUGUUAGGGCCAUUAAACCCCUACAACUCAUCCAGAAUGCCGCAGCCCGUCUGGUGUUCAACCUUCCCAAGUUUUCUCACGUCACCCCCCUUCUCCACACACUCCACUGGCUUCCAGUUGAAGCUCGCAUCCGCUACAAGACCAUGGUGCUUGCCUAUGGAGCAGUGAGGGGAACGGCACCUCUGUACCUUCGGGCUUUGAUCAGUCCCUACACCCAAACGAGGGCAUUGCGUUCAUCCACCUCUGGCCUGCUGGCUCCCCUUCCUCUGCGGAAGCAUAGUUCCCGCUCAGCCCAGUCAAAACUGUUCGCUGCUCUGGCACCCCAAUGGUGGAAGAAGCUCCCUCACGACGCCAGGACAGCGGAGUCACUCACCACCUUCCGGAGACAUUUGAAACCCCACCUCUUUAAGGAAUACCUGGGAUAGGAUAAAGUAAUCCUUCUACCCCCCCCCCCCCCCCCCCCAAAAUUGUAAAGUGGUUAUCCCACUGCCUAUAGGGUGAAUGCACCAAUUUGUGAGUCGCUCUGUUUAAGAGCGUCUGCUAAAUGACGUAAAUGUGCCCUUGAGCAAGGCACUUAACCCUAAUUGCUCCUGUAAGUCGCUCUGGAUAAGAGCGUCUGCUAAAUGACUAAAAUGUAAAUGUAAUGUACAUAAAGCUUUCCCAACAGCAGAGCUUUCUUUUCAGCACCAUGGAGUGAAUCCUUAGCUACACCUGGCUAUCAGUGGAGCCUUGUCUGGCAGCGAAACAGUUCAUUCAUUUACUGCCUUUUUAAAAAACAUAGCUGAUAUGACUGACUUGCUUAAACAAAUGUGGUUUCUACUGACAAUUGAGAUGUGCAAACUAUGGCAUAAGGGAACAACGAGAGGAUAAGAUGCAAUCCGUAAUUUCGAUUAAGAAAUUAAUGAGCGAGCUAGGACGGAUGUAGUCAAUAUAACUAUUUGUUCAGCACUUUUGAAAUGUACAGCGACAGAAUUCAGAACAUGGGCUAUACUUACAGUAUUCUCCCUGUACACCAAGUCAGAACCGUAGGAUAAAUAAAGGGGGCAUACAGUGGGGAAAAUAAGUAUUUAGUCAGCCACCAAUUGUGCAAGUUCUCCCACUUAAAAAGAUGAGAGAGGCCUGUAAUUUUCACCAUAGGUACACGUCAACUAUGACAGACAAAUUGAGGAAAAAAAAUCCAGAAAAUCACAUUGUAGGAUUUUUAAUGAAUUUAUUUGCAAAUUAUGGUGGAAAAUAAGUAUUUGGUCACCUACAAACAAAAAAGAUUUCUGGCUCUCACAGACCUGUAACUUCUUCUUUAAGAGGCUCCUCUAUCCUCCACUCGUUACCUGUAUUAAUGGCACCUGUUUGAACUUGUUAUCGGUAUAAAAGACACCUGUCCACAACCUCAAACAGUCACACUCCAAACUCCACUAUGGCCAAGACCAAAGAGCUGUCAAAGGACACCAGAGACAAAAUUGUAGACCUGCACCAGGCUGGGAAGACUGAAUCUGCAAUAGGUAAGCAGCUUGGUUUGAAGAAAUCAACUGUGGGAGCAAUUAUUAGGAAAUAGAAGACAUACAAGACCACUGAUAAUCUCCCUCGAUCUGGGGCUCCACGCAAGAUCUCACCCCGUGGGGUCAAAAUGAUCACAAGAACGGUGAGCAAAAAUCCCAGAACCACACGGGGGGACCUAGUGAAUGACCUGCAGAGAGCUGGGACCAAAGUAACAAAGCCUACCAUCAGUAACACACUACGCCGCCAGGGACUCAAAUCCUGCAGUGCCAGACGUGUCCCCCUGCUUAAGCCAGUACAUGUCCAGGCCCGUCUGAAGUUUGCUAGAGUGCAUUUGGAUGAUCCAGAAGAGGAUUGGGAGAAUGUCAUAUGGUCAGAUGAAACCAAAAUAGAACUUUUUGGUAAAAACUCAACUCGUCGUGUUUGGAGGACAAAGAAUGCUGAGUUGCAUCCAAAGAACACCAUACCUACUGUGAAGCAUGGGGGUGGAAACAUCAUGCUUUGGGGCUGUUUUUCUGCAAAGGGACCAGGACGACUGAUCCGUGUAAAGGAAAGAAUGAAUGGGGCCAUGUAUCGUGAGAUUUUGAGUGAAAACCUCCUUCCAUCAGCAAGGGCAUUGAAGAUGAAACGUGGCUGGGUCUUUCAGCAUGACAAUGAUCCCAAACACACCGCCCGGGCAAUGAAGGAGUGGCUUCGUAAGAAGCAUUUCAAGGUCCUGGAGUGGCCUAGCCAGUCUCCAGAUCUCAACCCCAUAGAAAAUCUUUGGAGGGAGUUGAAAGUCUGUGUUGCCCAGCGACAGCCCCAAAACAUCACUGCUCUAGAGGAGAUCUGCAUGGAGGAAUGGGCCAAAAUACCAGCAACAGUGUGUGAAAACCUUGUGAAGACUUACAGAAAACGUUUGACCUGUGUCAUUGCCAACAAAGGGUAUAUAACAAAGUAUUGAGAAACUUUUGUUAUUGACCAAAUACUUAUUUUCCACCAUAAUUUGCAAAUAAAUUCAUAAAAAAUCCUACAAUGUGAUUUUCUGGAUUUCUUUUCUCAUUUUUUCUGUCAUAGUUGACGUGUACCUAUGAUGAAAAUUACAGGUCUCUCUCAUCUUCUUAAGUGGGAGAACUUCACAAUUGGUGGCUGACUAAAUACUUUUUUCCCCCACUGUAUAAGCAGACAAUGAAAGCUCUUACAAUAUUCAAUGAUUACAUUUAUCUAAAACAGGCUGUAGGCUACAUAUGCACCACCAAGUCAGAACAGUAGACUAAGAUAUGAGGGGGAAAGGGACCAAAUUAUUACUACACAACAUACACUUAGUAUAACUUUCUUAGCUACAGUAUACAUAUCUCCCUGGCAUAUUACAACAUUUAUGCAGCAGCAUACAAUACAUUUUUGGACCUUGUUGUGCUGUGCUCACUUGAACAGGAAGGUGGCGCGGCGGUCCUUCGUGGCAAAUUUUGAAAUAAAAGUUUGUCAUCAAAGUCUGGUAUUCUCUGGAUGUAUGGUGCUUUCAAGACAACUGGGAACUCUGAAAAAAACAUGUUCGAAUCAUGACGUCAGUGAUCUUCAGGUCGGAGCUCUAGAAAGAGGCCAGAGUUCCCGACUUGGAAUUCAGAGUUUGAUGACCGUUCAAAACAUAUUUUCCCAGUCGGAGCUAAUUUUUCCCAGUUGUCUUGAACUCACUGAAGUCUGAGAUUUCCCAGUUCCGAGUUUCCAGUUGUUUUGAACGUGGCAGAAGUCAUGCUGGAUUGACAGCAUAGCCAAUGUAUUCAACCUUUUCUGGCCCAUGGCAUGUAAAUGAUUAUCCUUUUAAGCUUGGAAAAGAGACCCUUAAACCCAGACUUGGACCACACACUCACUCCACUGAAUAGCAGGCUAGUGAUUGCUUUGCAUUGCUUGCAGUUAGCCACUGAUUCCGUCCAAACCACUCAUUGUUGAAUUUGCGAUUUCCAACUUGUUGUGUAAUGUUUAUGUCAAAUGGCCGAUAAGCACCGAUACGUUUUAUCUAUAAUUUAUCUUCAUAUGAGAAGGAUUGAAAAGGAUUUGCCAGUAGAUUCUCAACUUGAUUCAUGAUGAUUCAUGAUGAUGACUGCUUGUCUAGCUUGCUAGCUAAGAUUUUGAAAGUAUGAUGUUGACAUGAUCAGUCCAAUCAAAGCUACGGUAGAUAUAAAGUGAUUUGACGUCAUUUUAUCUGAGGCCAAUGACCUUGAGCCUGGAUGGGCACUUCUAAUGUAAAUCUAUGGCAGCACCCAAGGGGCUUGAAUUUUUUAGAUCGCUCCGUAGAUUUUGCAGUGACGUAGUGUCCCCAUGAGUGACAGAACACUGAGCCAAUCACGGCACAACUGGAGAACAUUACCAACCCCUACGCUCUGUAUUUUCCGCUGGCUGGCCCACCACCACAGAAAGCACUGAGCUAGGCUGAAACGGCUGCAUUUUGGAGCUGUCUUACUCAAGAAAGCAAAAAAGAGACCAUGUUUGUAUACGACUUUAUUAACUCAAUGUUUUUUUUUUUUUUUUACAUUGUUUGCAAACUGAUAUUGACACGUAUUAAUGCCAAAAUGACAUGCAAAACAGGGCAAAAAUAUUGGGUUUAUUUUAAUUUUAAUAUUAUUAUUAUUAUUUUUAUUUUUUGCCCCACCUGCCCUGAAUAAUGUGUCGCCACUGGCCCUUAGGCUAUACUGCUGUCGUCCUUACCUCCAAGCGUUUAUUCAAGAUGGAUAAUCUUUGGAUGCCGACAGCAGUUGCACCAUUGGAAGACAUCGUUUGGACUGUAGCCUACAAAAGCUCCAGAUCCAUCAAACACAUUUGGUGUGUCAGGUAGCUUAGUGGUUAAGAGCGUUGUGCCAGUAACCGAAAGGUUGCUGGUUCUAAUCCCCGAGCCGACUAGGUGAAAAAUCUGUCGAUGUGCCCUUGAGCAAGGCACUUAACCCUAAUUGCUCAUGUAAGUCGCUCUGGAUAAGAGCGUCUGCUAAAUUACAAAAAUGUAAUGUCAUAGUGGUCUCUGAUUUGUGGUCAGACACGCUCAGGCGGAACAAACUUUUUUUUUAAACUUGCGCCUUUUUUCAAUGCUGAUUUGAAUGUCAUUGCGAAAACAGAAAGGUGUCAAAUCAUUUUUGCUCAAACAUCCUUUCUAAAAAGCAAUCCUAGAAGUUAAAAAAAAUAUUGUUUUUGAUUGGAUUUUCCUUUUAAGGUUAAGUGUGUGGCCUUCUGGGUUGGGGUCCAUUCCAUUUAAAUUCAGAAAGUAAACCAAUUUCCAAUUCCAAUUCCAAAUGGUCCUCAAUGAAAAGCAUUGAAGAUCAUUGAAAUUUCAGUGUACUUCCUGAAUUGACUGGAAUUUAAAUGGAAUUGACCCCAACCCAGGUGGCCGUGUUCGAAACCUGUCUUGCCUACUACUUACAAAAACUGCAUGCUGUGUACUAAUCAUACUACAUACUAUUUACAACGUACGGUUUAGUCCCCUUACCUCAUUAUCAGCUGACUAUCAGCUGUUGUCAAACCAACGUGAGUCUGGAAUGACGAUUCCUUUCCUCAAAACUGUGCAGUGAAUUCUAGAUGAAAAGCUGAAAUGAGUAUAACAUCCUGGCGUUUAAAGCAUACUCGAUUUUCGAAAUUUCACAUACUAUAAAAUGUUAUAUUUCAGCAUACCUAAAAUGCUUACUAUUUAGAAACCAAAUAUGGGUAUUCGGACACGGCCUGUGUGUGUGUGUGUGUGUGUGUGUGUGUGUGUGUGUGUGUGUGUGUGUGUGUGUGUGUGUGUGAGAGAGAGAGAGAGACCCUCCAACCCAAAAAGGCCUGUGGUGUUGAUGGUAUCCUCAAUGAAAUGAUAAAAUAUACAGACCACAAUUGGACCACAAAUUCCAAUUGGCUAUACUUAAACUCUUUAACAUCAUCCUUAGCUCUGGCAUCUUCCCCAAUAUUUGGAACCAAGGACUGAUCACGCCAAUCCACAAAAGUGGAGACAAAUUUGACCCCAAUAACUACCUGUGAUGGGUGAUUUGAAGGAGUCAGGCGCAGGAGGGUAAAUCACAGAAUACAGAGUUUAUUCCGGAAUACAGAGUUAUGCAGGAUAGCGUCAAACAGUCCAGUACGCAAAACAGGCGCACUGGAGCAUAACAGGCACACAGGGAAAAUAUACCCCGGCAAUACAAAAUACAUGUAGCUCAACCGAGCUACUCUCUCCUCACAUUAAACAAUCACCCACAAGGACAAGGGGGCAGAGGGAACACUUAUAAACGUACUAAUGAGGGGAUAUGAACCAGGUGUGUGUAAUAGACAAGACAAAACAAAUGGAAUGAUGAGAUAGGAUGCGGCAGUGGCUAGAAGGCCGGUGAUGACGAACGCCGAAGCCUGCCCGAACAAGGAGAGGAGGCAGCUUCGGAGGAAGUCGUGACAGUACCCCCCCCUUGACGCGCAGCUCCAGCAGCGCGCCGACACCGGCCUCGGGGACGGCCAGGAGGACGCGGAGCAGGGCGAGCCGGAUGGCGACGGUGGAAAUCCCGCAACAGGGAGGGAUCGAGGAUAUCCUUCACCGGGACCCAGCACCGUUCCUCCGGACCGUACCCCUCCCACUCCACGAGGUACUGAAGGCACCCCACCUGACGCCUCGAAUCUAGGAUGGAACGGACGGAGUACGCCGGGGCCCCCUCGAUGUCCAGAGGAGGCGCAGGGACUCUGUGACGUAUGUCUCCAUAGCCUCCUUUUCAGCCUGUGACAGGGGAAACACAUGACUCCUGGAGGCACAGCGUCUACCCAGAGGUUUAACCGCCCAAUGAGGUGGUAACUUGGUCGCCAGCAUUUUGGAAAACGCGUGCGCCAAAUCGAGGUAUUCGGGGGGAAUGCGCACGGUGGAGUUACUGUCUGGACUUUCCACCGUUGUUGCACCAACGGAAACACUGAGACACCUACCCUGACAGUCUCGCAACCACCCCGUGAGAACCCUCUGCGGCCAUGAGAAGGUGGGGUUGUGGAGUGCUAACCAAGGAAUACCUAAUACAACAGGGAAAGCAGGAGACUCAAUAAUACAAAAAAAGUGACUUGCUCGUGAUGAGUCUCGUGGGUAACCAUAGUGACUGGUGCUGUAACUUCCCUAACAAACCCGGAUCCUAAUGGUUGACUGUCAGGUGCUCUGAUGGGGAGUGGAAUAGAUAGGGGAACCAAUGAAAUGCCUAGACUGUGUGAGAAUGACCUGUCCAUAAAGUUCCCAGCUGCGCCUGAAUCGACUAGCGCCUUACACUGGGGAACUACAAUGUGAUUAGGAAAGUGGAUGGGUAGGGUACAGUGCGCAGCAGAGGGCUCUGAACGAGUGUGGGUGUUCGAUACCUGGGGUGACGCGAGAAUGUCCUGCCUGCCACCUCCGGACCCAAAAGAACGCUGACGACAUUGUGCGGUGAAAUGUCCUCUCGUGCCACCAGAGUGACACUGGCGCUGUCGUCCUCCGCUGUCUCGAAUCGCCGCUCCACCCAGCUCCAUCAGCUCAUGAUCCGAGUCGGGCGGGGUUGGAAUGGGCAGACCCCCUCCAGGAUGUCCUCGGGCCGCCAGCAGGUUGUCCAAGUGGAUGGCCAUGUCCACCAGUUAAGUGAAGUACAACAUGGUGUCCCGGCAGGCUAGCUCCCUUCGGAGGUCCUCCCGCAGAUGGCACCGGAAGUGGUCGAUGAGGGCCCGGUCAUUCUACCCGGACCCAGCUGCAAGAGUCCGGAACUCCAGGGCGAAGUCCUGCGCGGUCCUCGUCCCCUGCCUCAGGUGGACCAGCCGCUCGCCCGCCUCUCGACCCUCGGGCGGAUGAUCGAAGACAGCCCGAAAGAGGUGAGCGAACCCCCCCGUAGUUGUCCAACGCGGCUCCUCCUUCAUUCCAGACCACGUUGGCCCACUCCAGGGCUUUCCCCGAGAGGCAGGAGACGAGGGCGGACACCUUAUCCCGCUCCGAUGGGGCCGGGCUGAUGCUGGAAUAAUAGAGCUCCAGUUGGAGGAGGAAUCCUUGGCAGAGAGCAGCUGUCCCGUCGAAAUCCCUUGGUCAGGAUAUAUGGAUCCCUCUGGGUGCCUGGGUGUGGGUGGCUGGAUCCGGUCGCCCAGCUGGUCACGACAGAUCGGGUCCUCUCCUCUCCAGGCGUUGGAUGACCUGGAGAACCCGAUUGGUGGGUGAUUCUGUGAUGGGUGAUUUGAAGGAGUCAGGCGCAGGAGGGUAAAUCACAGAAUACAGAGUUUAUUCCGGAAUACAGAGUUACGCAGGAUAGCGUCAAACAGGCACACAGGGAAAAUAUACCCCGGCAAUACAAAAUACAUGUAGCUCAACCGAGCUACUCUUUCCUCACAUUAAACAAUCACCCACAAGAACAAGGGGGCAGAGGGAACACUUAUACACAUACUAAUGAGGGGAUAUGAACCAGGUGUGUGUAAUAGACAAGACAAAACAAAUGGAAUGAUGAGAUAGGAUGCGGCAGUGGCUAGAAGGCCGGUGACGAUGAACGCUGAAGCCUGCCCGAACAAGGAGACGAGGCAGCUUCGGAGGAAGUCGUGACACUACCGUGGGAUAUGCGUCAACAGCAACCUUGGGAAAACCCUCUGCAUUAUCAUUAACAGCAGAGUAGUUCAUUUCCUCAGUGAAAACAAUGUACUCAGCAAAUGUCAAAUUGGUUAAAUUGGUUAAAAAUCAAAAUUACCGUAUGACAGACCACGUAUUUACCCUGCACACCCUAAUUGACAAAUAAACAAACCAAAACAAAGGCAAAGUCUUCUCAUGCGUUGUUGAUUUCAAAAAAGCUUUUGACUCAAUUUGACAUGAGGGUCUGCUAUACAAAUUGAUGGAAAGUGGGGUUGGGGGAAAAACAUACAACAUUAUAAAAUCCAUGUACACAAACAACAAGUGUGCGGUUAAAAUUGGCAAAAAACACACACAUUUCUUUCCACAGGGCCGUGGGGUGAGACAGGGAUGCAGUUUAAGCCCCACCCUCUUCAACAUAUAUAUCAACGAAUUGGUGAGGGCACUAGAACAGUCUGCAGCACCCGGCCUCACCCUACUAGAAUCUGAAGUCAAAUGUCUACUGUUUGCUGAUGAUCUGCUGCUUCUGUCACCAACCAAGGAGGGCCUACAGUAUCACCUAGAUAUUCUUAGACCUGGGCCCUGACAGUAAAUCUCAGUAAGACACAAAUAAUGGUGUUCCAAAAAAGGUCCAGUUGCCAGGACCACAAAUAAAAAUUCCAUCUAGACACCGUUGCCCUAGAGCACACAAAAACUAUACAUACCUCGGCCUAAACAUCAGCGCCACAGGUAACUUCCACAAAGCUGUGAACGAUCUGAGAGACAAGGCAAGAAGGGCCUUUCUCUGCCAUCAAAAGGAACAUAAAAUUCGACAUACCAAUUAGGAUCUGGCUAAAAAUACUUGAAUCAGUUAUAGAACCCAUUGACCUUUAUGGUUGUGAGGUCUGGGGUCCGCUCACCAACCAAUAAUUCACAAAAUGGGACAAACACCAAAUUGAAACUCUGCAAAAAUAUCCUCAGUGUAUAACGAAAAACAGCAAAUAAUGCAUGCAGAGCAGAAUUAGGCCGAUACUCGCUAAUUAUCAAAAUCCAGAAAAGAGCCGUUAAAUUCUAUAACCACUUAAAAGGAAGCGAUUCCCAAACCUUCCAUAACAAAGCCAUCACCUACAGAGAGAUGAACUUGGAGAAGAGUCCCCUAAGUAAGCUGGUCAUGGGACUCUGUUCACAAACACAAACAGACCCCACUGAGCCCCAGGACAACAACAACAACACAGUUAGACCCAACCAAAUCAUGAGAAAACAAAAAGAGAAUUACUUGACACAUUGGAAAGAAUUAACAAAAAAACAGAGCAAAUUAGAAUGCUAUUUGGCCCUAAACAGAGAGUACACAGUGGCAGAAUACCUGACCACUGUGAAAGCUUUGACUAUGUACAGACUCAGUGAGCAUAGCCUUGCUAUUGAGAAAGGCCGCCGUAAAAUGAGGUGGAAACUGAGCUGUACUUCCUAACCUCCUGCCAAAUGUAUGACCAUAUUAGAGACACAUAUUUCACUCAGAUUAUACAGAUCCACAAAGAAUUCGAAAACAAACCCAAUUUUGAUAAACUCCCUUAUCUACUGGUAGAAAUACCACGGUGUGUGCCAUCACAGCAGCAAUAUUGAAAUACAACCCAUAUUUAUGUUUAUUUAUUUUCCCAUUUGUACUUUAACUAUUUGCACAUUGUUACAACACUGUAUAUAUACAGUGGUGGUCAAACGUUUUGAGAAUGACACAAGUAUUGGUCUUCACAAAGUUUGCUGCUUCAGUGUUUUUAGAUAUUUUUGUCAGAUGUUACUAUGGUAUACUGAAGUAUAAUUAUAAGCAUUCCAUAAGUGUCAAAGGCUUUUAUUGACAAUUACAUAAAGUUUAUGCAAAAAGUCAAUAUUUGCAGUGUUGACCCUUCUUUUUCAAGACCUCUGCAAUCCGCCCUGGCAUGCUGUCAAUUAACUUCUGGGCCACAUCCUGACUGAUGGCAGCCCAUUCUUGCAUAAUCAAUGCUUGGAGUUUGUCAGAAUUUGUGGGUUUUUGUUUGUCCACCCGUCUCUUGAGGAUUGACCACAAAUUCUCAAUGGGAUUAAGGUCUGGGGAGUUUCCCGGCCAUGGACCCAAAAUUUCGAUGUUUUGUUCCCAGAGCCACUUAGUUAUCACUUUUGCCUUAUGGCAAGGUGCUCCAUCAUGCUUGAAAAGGCAUUGUUCGUCACCAAAAUGUUCUUGGAUGGUUGGGAGAAGUUGCUCUCGGAGGAUGUGUUGGUACCAUUCUUUAUUCAUGGCUGUGUUCUUAGGCAAAAUUGUGAGUGAGCCCACUCCCUUGGCUGAGAAGCAACCCCACACAUGAAUGGUCUCAGGAUGCUUAACUGUUGGCAUGACACAGGACUGAUGGUAGUGCUCACCUUGUCUUCUCCAGACAAGCUUUUUUUCCGGAUGCCCCAAACAAUUGGAAAGGGGAUUCAUCAGAGAAAAUGACUUUACACCAGUCCUCAGCAGUCCAAUCCCUGUACCUUUUGCAGAAUAUCAGUCUGUCCCUGAUGUUUUUCCUGGAGAGAAGUGGCUUAUUUUCUGCCCUUCUUGACACCAGGCCAUCCUCUGAAAGUCUUCGCCUCACUGUGCGUGCAGAUGCACUCACACCUGCCUGCUGCCAUUCCUGAGCAAGCUCUGCACUGGUGGUGCCCCGAUCCCGCAGCUGAAUCAACUUUAGGAGAUGGUCCAGGCUUCCAAUCUGUUAUUCUAACUCAAUCAGCAUGACAGAGUGAUCUCCAGCCUUGUCCUCGUCAACACUCUCACCUGUGUUAACGAGAGAAUCACUGACAUGAUGUCAGCUGGUCCUUUUGUGGCAGGGCUGAAAAAAAAAUGUUCAUGGCAAAGAGAGACUUUGCAAUUAAUUGCAAUUAAUCUGAUCACUCUUCAUAACAUUCUGGAGUAUAUGCAAAUUGCCAUCAUAAAAACUGAGGCAGCAGACUUUGUGAAAAUUAAUAUUUGUGUCAUUCUCAAAACUUUUGACCACGACUGUACAGAAUAUGACAUUUGAAAUGUCUUUAUUCUUUUGAAACUUCUGAGUGUAAUCUUUACUGUUAAUAUUUAUUGUUUAUUUCACUUUUGUUUACUAUCUACUUCACUUGCUUUGGCAAUGUUAACAUGCGUUUCCCAUGCCAAUAAAGCCCUUAAAUUGAAUUGAAUUGAAUUGAGAGAGAGAGAGAUGAAAAAGAGAGGGGGGUGUGGGUAAUGGUGGGGUCAGUCCUCUCACACUCUACCCUCACUAAAAUAACCUGGCCAAGUGGAAACAUCUGCCCUGCCUGAGCCCCUACCUCAGGCUCUCCCUACUCCUCUCUAGGCAUUUCUCUCUCUUUGUAUCUCCCUAGCCUUUGGUAACUGUUAUCUCAUCCCUUGAGUGUAAUCAGAUAUACAGCUGCUCAUGCCACUGGCUCUCCUUAGACUCUGCUGGUACUGUUGGUAUUGGUCUGCAGCUCAUUGACUCAAGCCAACACUGAAGCUUUUAAGAUCGAACAAUACAAUUGCCACACUCCCUUUGUCUGGGAGUGUAAUCCAUCCGGCCAAAGCAUGAGGAAUUACUGAAUUACAGUCAGGAACCAGUACAUUGACUCUAUGCUCUUUCCUCUGCAGAGCUCUUCAUUGAGCGUUUCUGUAUGACGGGUGGGAACAGUCCCAUUGGGUACCUGAAGGCUUACCACACUAACCUGUACCUGUCUGCUGACCCCAUGAAGGUCAGAGAGGCCCUGGAGGAGGGUAAGUGGACAGAGAGCAUAGUCUUGUUAGUUACACUCUAAGAAAAAACAGCCGAAGAACCCUUUUCUCUAAGAGUGUACUGUCCGUCUCAUCGAUGGACACUUUGAUCUGUCUCGUAACACUGUUAUCUAGUUGUUUAAUACAGUGAAAGAAGCUUACGUUGAUCAAGUGAUACUGAGUAAUCUCCCUCUGUCUCUCUCUCUCUCUCUCUCCCUCUCUCUCUCCCUUGAUCUCUGUCUCUCUCCCUUUAUCUCUGCCUCUCUAUCUCUCUCUCAGGGAUCGCGGCAGCCACAAUGUUUAACCCACCAGAGAAGAGAACAGAAGUGUCAGAGACUCAGCUGCGGGUGGCCUUCGAUGGGGAUGCAGUGCUCUUCUCUGACGAGUCAGAGCGCAUCUUUAAGGCCCACGGACUGGACAAGUUCUUUGAGCAUGAGAAGGCACACGAAAACACGCUUCUUGAUCAUGUAUGUCCACGUAUCAUUCCAUAACACAUUAAAUCACAAAUGGAUAUGCAGCAAAAUCUAAAUAGUUUGUAUAUUGACAAAGCAAUAUCCCUCUGUAAUUCAUAUGGAUUAAGGAAUCUAGUGCGGGCAGAAGAGGUUUGGUGUCUCUGUAGAUUUACUGUAGAUUUAAGUGACACAUGUUCAGUGUUCAGGCCCAUCGUGCAGCAACUCCCUCUCUCUCCCUCUCUCUUCCUCUCAGGGACCACUGAAAGGGUUCCUGGAGUCUCUGGGGAAGCUGCAAAAGAAGUUCUAUGCCAAGGGUCAGCGUCUGGACUGCCCCAUCCGUACCUACCUGGUGACGGCACGCAGCGCAGCCAGCUCAGGCACCCGGGCCCUGAAGACACUGCGAUCCUGGGGCCUGGAGACAGACGAGGCCCUCUUUCUUGCUGGGGCCCCUAAGGGGCCAAUGCUGGAGAAGAUCCGGCCUCACAUAUUCUUUGACGAUCAGAUGUUCCAUGUGGAGGGAGCGGCGCAGCUGGGGACCGUGGCAGCUCAUGUGCCAUAUGGUGUGGCUCAGAAACUGCCCCAGAAGAAGCCUGCUAAGGAGAACGCUAAAGACUUUAGCGCUGCCACCAAGUAGUCUGGAUUUUGCUCUCUUCCCUAACCCUGUGAUGGCAAGGGACAAUAAAACAGCAUUGUGGAUUUGAAUGAGACAGUCCUUUUCAGUGCCCU